Molecule: messenger RNA, 81160 nt
Organism: Podarcis lilfordi (Lilford's wall lizard)
Lineage: Eukaryota; Metazoa; Chordata; Lepidosauria; Squamata; Lacertidae
Source: the annotation of a GenBank genome assembly
ACCUCACAGAGGAACCGCCGCUGCGCCUGGUUCCCUUCUCGCCCACUCCGAGCUGAGAUACCGCAGAGCGCGCCCAAGGCACCAUGGGAGAUGUAGUUCCCGCUCUUCGCCGGCCCUGAGGGGGGGAUUUAAAUUCCCCUUUCCCUCCCCCUCCCAACCCCCUCGCCCCUGCCGCCUUCUUCUCCUUCUUCUAACGGCGCGCUCGCUCGCGACAGUUGCUCGUUGCCCUGCUCCUCCUCGCCCGCCGCCGCCGCCGCUGCGUGAGAGCGCGGGCCGGCCGGGGUUGGGGUUUUGCCUUCGGCUGGGGGAGCGGCGAGAUGGCUACGCUCGCUGAGGGAAAGGUCAGCACACACCUCGACGCUGUCAAUUCUUGCUCCUUGCUCCCCACCCUCCCUCCCUUCCUUGGGGAGGAGGAAACAGAGAGAGAUGGGCGAGUGUUUCCACAGCUCUCAUUUCCCCCGCUCCCUGCGCGGAGACGGUGGUGGGGUGAGGUGGGGUGGGGAGAGGUAUUUUUCGGUUACAUCAUCACAUUGAAGCUCCUUCGGCCCCCUUUGCCUUGCCUUCCCCACUGGUACAGGUGCGCCUCCUUUGUCCCAGGGCAUUCAGCGGGGGGGGGGGACUCUCUCCCAUCCCCUCCCCUCGUCACAGACGUCCUUUUGGGGCAAAGGGGUGGCUGAGCUGUGACCCCUUGACUGACUGCUCGCUUAAAGAACUUCAUGUACAGUAAACUUGUUUGUUACCUUGAUCUACUUAGCCUUUCCUCCAGGAGGCUUUUCCCUCUGCGCAAAUGGUCCAUCCAGCUCCCUGCCCCACAUUUUUAUCCUUCAAACUCCCGUAUGAGGUAGGUUAGGCUGAGAGGGGGGUGACUGGCCCAUGGUCACCAAGUGAGUUUCCCAGCUGAGGGGUUUCAGCCCAACUAGUCACUGUACUAGCCAGAACCACUAUAGAGAAUGGCUACUUUUCUUGCCAAAAUAUGACACAAUUGCCACCAUCACCACCCUGCCACAAAAAAGGUCACCUGCCUCAACAAAAGGAAAUAAUGCAAAUACACUUUGAGUAUGUGUUGCAAGUUGGUUAAUAAUAUGCUUUUCAUGAGUUUUGUGACUUCUCCCAAUCUUUUUUUAUUGGGGAGGCUGUUGCUGUAAUUGAAACCAACAUUUUAUUAUGGCUGUGUUUCUCAACCUCAAUUUCUGAGUCAACAGAAGUACCAUUCAGGAGACUUUUCUCCUGGGAAGAGGGUGCUGGAGCUUGGAGGCAUUUUUGUAAAAGAUGUUUGUGUACCAGUAUUCAUGUUGAGUAAAGGGGACAAACACCCAGGCUGUAAAUUUAUGUGAAAAUGUUACAUAUUUGAAGUACGGUGUAACUAAGUAACCUAACCAAUUGGGGCCUACUUUCUAUAAUGUUCUGUAAAGUAGCCAAAGGAAUGCUGCCACUUUUUGACCUUUUAUCUUUUUCAAUAUUUUGAUUAAACAUGCAGACUAGCAUAUAGACAGUGAUAACCAAGUACAUAGAUAUGAUAUAGAAAUAAGUAGCAACAUGCUUCUCUUAGGGGCAUUUAGUGAAAUGGGAGUACAUGCAUCACUGUGGCUGGUCAGGUUAGUUAAGGCUGCAACUGCUGAACCAGCUGAAGCUGGUGAAAACAUUCCUGGCACCUAAUGUCACUUGGAGACUUUGUAACUAGCUCUUCAAGAAGAGUAUGACCCCAUCCAGAGUCAAAUCUAAACAUUCUAAUUACUAGAUUUUCCAAACCAUGAUAUUUAAGAAAAACCUGGAUUUUUUUUUUUUUACUUUGUUAGCCCUCACCCAUUCCAGUCCUGUAAUCAGACUGGAACCUGCUGAGGUGUUUCCACACUGGAAUUAGAAGGUGAAAAAGUGGUAGAGCUAUCCACAUAUUGAUAAUAUUGCUGCUCAAACAACUGGAUCACAACACCAUAAUUUCAGACUCAACAAAACACUUCUGUGCAAAAAUUGUCUUUUUGCUUCAAAAUUGGUGCACUCUACAAAUGUGAAAACUUAAAAUUAGUCAGUUCCUAAUAGCUCCUGUUGCUCUGUCCCAGCUCCUGCCACCCUAGCAGUUUGAAAGCACGUCAAAGUGCAAGUAGAUAAAUAGGUACCGCUCUGGCAGGAAGGUAAACGGCAUUUCCGUGCACUGCUCUGGUUCGCCAGAAGCAGCUUAGUCAUGCUGGCCACAUGACCCAGAAGCUGUACGCCGGCUCCCAUAGCCAAUAAAGCGAGAUGAGCGCCGCAACCCCAGAGUCGUCCGUGACUGGACCUAACAGUCAGGGGUCCCUUUACCUUUAAUGUUUCUGUUUGGUUAAUUUUAUGAAAGAAUUAAACUCCAUUAUGUUUCCCUGAUAAUUUAUCUCCUAUCAAUUUUAAUUUGUACAUAGUAAUUGAUAUUGGUUUUGCAAUUGUUAAACAUGGCAGAACUACAAAGUGGGAUGCAAUAAUUUGUAUAACAAUUUAGCUAUUAGGGUUUGUAACAAUUCUUAGUUAUUUCUGUCUGCAGAUUGGAGUUGCUUUGGGGGUCAUGCUAGUGGUAUACUUCUACAGAAUGCUAGAAGUGUAACCUUCUGAUACAUUGUUUUGCUCUAUUUAAAGCUGCUUGUUAGAAUUCAUUUGUUUUCCUAUUAGCUGAUAGUUUUGUAUAUUUUGAAUAUUAGCAUGUAGCUUGCAGCAUUGAGAAUGAGUUGUUGUUGUUGUUGUUGUUGUUGUUGUUGUUGUUGGCGGCAGCACCUGUCUGUCUCGAGAGGCAAUAGAGUGUGCUUCCGGGGGUGAAAUCAAACUGCUGCAUAAGCAGCACCAAAGUGACCUCCUCGUAGCACAAGCCUGGGCUGCUGAGAUGACAAGACCCCUCUCUCAGCCUUGUUGAUGUGGUCCAAAGGAAAGUAGAGUAAUACAUUUGGCACAAGCUUAGCUGCAGGAGUUGUUGUAAGGAGGUGUAGAAAGCACCAUCUAACCAUCUUAGGGACUGCACUCCAGGUUUGUGUAGGGUUAACUCCUUAGCCUUUUCAUCUUCCAAAGAUGUCCCACAAGGCAGUGGGUACAGAUUUUUCCUCAGAGUUUACUCUCAAACUACCCCCAACGGAGCAUGAUGUGUCCCCCAGUAGAGGUACCAUCCCUCCCCUAAUCCCCUCACACCCCAGAAGUUGUCCUCUUAUACCAGGUUCAGACCAUUUAUAUUUUCCCUUCCCCAUCCAUUUUUAUGCAGAUACCAGGGAUUGAUCCUGGAACCUUCUGAAUACAGAUUCAAUCCCAGUGGUAUCUCCAGAGAGUGCUGGGUAUGUUCUGAGCCUGGAACCCUGGACAGCUGCUGCCAGUCAGUGUUGAAAAUAAAUGGUAUACCUUUUGCCAUAGUGAUCAAGCAACAAAAAAGCUAGCCAGGGCGGAUCCUGUCUGUUAUUCCCUUGUCCUUUUUGUCCACUGUUCCAGGACUUGGAAGAUAAUUAUGAAAAAACAUAGUGGACCUCCUUUAACCUGAAAAAGAGAAGGCAUGCAAACAAGAGUUAUUUCAUUGCUGCUGACUUUCUUGGAUGUUCUGUUCUGUGCAAAAAUGAUGCUGUGGUUGGGGCAAUUAAUGCUUUCUUGUCUUAGGGUCUUGGCUUAAGCUUGCCUUGGAGACAACCCCAUCUUGGGGCGGGGAUGGAUACAAAGGCUGAUUUCUGUUCACUUCUGCAUAGUGGAGGCUGACCCAUUGGGGCAAUUGGGGCACUACCCUACCAACCCAAGUCUGCCCUUACUCAACCCCUAUAUAGCCAUCUUCUUACUUACAACCAGUCAAGGGUGGCUCAGUCUGCCAUUCACUUUGGUUCCUCCUACUGUUGGUCUUCUUGCAUUCCACCCUACCAGUCACGUUGGGCACCAGCCACCACUGCUCCUGCAGGCAGGGGAGAGGGGUGGAUUAAAGGACCUAGGGGAGGAGUGGGCAGAAGCAGCUGCUACUAUGUCUCUUGCUUGAUCCCUACACAUAAAAAUAAACACCUGUUUUUCAGGUUACAGUCUGGCUCCCUAUUAUUAUUUUAGUUCCAAAAUAAUGUAAUACAGAAUGGUUUACAAAUGAAGCAAGACUGACGUGGUUAGGCAUGCCCUCUCCAGGAAAGGGGACAUGUGGUAUAGUAACCAAACUUGGUAAAAGGCAUUUCUAGUCAACUGGCAUGAUCUGAUAAUUCAGAAGCAGCAUGAAGGAAUACCCUCUCGCUGUGAUUCUGAAUUUUCAGAAAGAGUGCAGCUGCAUCCAUGACAGGUUGUAUUUGUAAUCCUAGAUCCUACAAACAGUUAUUUCAUCUUAUCUGAAUUAAGUUUGUUCAUUGGCAUCCAGUUUCUCACAGUUUCCAGGCACUAAUUCAGGCUUUCCACUGCCUUCCUCAGAUCAGAGGCAGAUGGAAGAUGAUAGUUUAUAUGGGAGAAAGGCCCGAUUGUACUUUCUGGAAUUGACAUCUGAAUAAACAAUUGGUGGCUGAAAUCUAACAUAGCCAAAUCCAAACUUGUUUAAAAGCCCUGUAUCUUAUUAAUAGUACAAUAUACAUAAUGCUACUUAAGCAUAGUAAUCUUUGGUAUAUGUCUUUCCAAGGUACUACUGUGAAGUAAAAUGCUCAUUGGUUGGUAAUUGGGAAAACAUGCAAUUCUGUACAUUUAACUUGGCUUAUUAAAGUCACGCCAUUCUAUUAUUAUUCAUAACACAGGAAGAGAGAUAAUUAGAGUGAUUUAUGAUGAUGCUGUACUUUGGUUAGUCAGACUAACCUGACAACCUUUGGGAUUGUGGGGUUGGGAAGUAGGUAUCUAAAGCACAGUAAAGGAAUUCUGAUGCAUGUGAUGUGUUGAAAAACAAGGAUUUCCAUUUCUGCCACUUUUGUUGCAGGAAUAUAUAUUACCCAAAUUUAUCCCUGCCCAAUUUUAUCCUUAUAUGUGAUAAAUAAAUAUGUUACCCAAAUUUAUCCCUAUAUGUGAAUCCAAGGCAUUUGACUAGGAUAUGCUUUAAGAAUGAAGGACAUUAUAAUAACUUAAACACUAAGAAUAUUUUGAAGAAACCGAUAUGAAACCUGAUUCCCAUUAGUAAGAUGAAAAUAAAACUUUGUGUCAAUUGCCUUCCCCUUUUCAGCAGUGCAGUAUACAGUGGUACCUCGGGUUAAAUACUUAAUUUGUUCCGGAGGUCCGUUCUUAACUUGAAACUGUUCUUAACCUGAAGACCACUUUAGCUAAUGGGGCCUCCUGCUGCUGCUGCGCCGCCAGAGCAUGAUUUCUGUUCUCAUUCUGAAGCAAAGUUCUUAACCCAAGGUACUAUUUCUGGGUUAGUGGAGUCUGUAACCUGAAGCGUAUGUAACCUGAAGCGUAUGUAACCCGAGGUACCACUGUACACACCUGAAGAUGCUUAGGUGGAAGAUGAGCAUAACAGUUGUUUGCUGUGAUUGUGUGUAUGAAUGUACAUAACACACACACACACACACACACACACAAGCACCCCUGAACAUGGGGGGGGUGUGUCUUUGCUUGUAGUCUUCUUAGUGUUGUAUGAUGUGCACUGUUGGAGAAAGAACAGGAUAGAUUUUUUAUUUGAUCCAUUAUGGCAACCAGGUGUUUUUGUGUUGUGCCUUUUAAAAUCGAAAAAUACCCAAUAAUUAGCUACUAGUAGAGUUGCCUACUUUGGAUCACUAUUACUCUGUUGGAUCUUAAUUUAGAUACGGCUCAAAUCUCUCGCUAAAAAAAAUUAAAAAUAACAUCUUGACCCAUAUCUAAAUUAAAAUCAGAGUGACCCGUGCCUAAUAAAAUGCUUGGCUCCAAAGGUACCUGUUAAACCAGUUUUGCCUCCUGAAGAGUGAUCGAGAGGCUUUCAGCCAUGAGAGAGCUGCAAGCUCUUUUAGCUUUACGAACGUACCUCGGUGCUUUGAGCACUCUUCUCCCAGCUUGCCUCUGUUCAAGGAAAGACUUCAAUCCCCACAAUUCCGCGGUUGCACAUGCGUCUUCUGCUUACAGUUGUCAAAGUGCUCUUGCCAGAGCAAUUUCUAUUUGUCAUAUACCAAACCCGAAAGAAGGAAAUAGACACACUGUCCCUUCCUUUUAUUGAUCUUUAAAUACAGAAUACUCAAAAGGUAACUGUUAUCGGCGGCUAAGCGGGUUACUGCAUGCAAACGAAGUAUUAUGGGAGUAUUUGAUUUUCAUGUACAGUAGUUUAGACGGGCACAAAUACACGGGGGGAAAGGGGGUGGAGGAAACAGGAGGCGCCGCAUACCAGCCCAAUGCUAGGUAUUUAGCUGCCUAUUUUUUCCGAGUAAUACCCAAUUUGCCUCUCUUCAGUUUGCCUGCGUGCAUGUAAUGGUUAGGUAUUGACCUUGACAGAGGGGUAGAUCUGUAGUGAAAUCUUACGUAUAAGAAGCGAUGGGGGAAAUAAUGCUAGCUAGUGUCUCAAUAUGAAGUUGAUAAAAAAUACCUUAAAAUUGUUGUAGCACAGCUUAUCUGCUAUAUUGGAAGCAAUAGUUUUACUGUUACUAUUGGCUAUUGUUUAAAUGAUUUCCUAAACUGGCCGUUAAAACACAGGAGGAGAGCAAUAUAUCUGAUUGUUCCUCUUUGUAUGAAAUGUAUUGUAUUAAUUUUUCUUCCUUUACUGUUGUGAUGACUUUGAUCGGAGCGCAGCUAAUGGAAAACUACACAAAGCCUUAUAUAUUAUGGCUUGCUGCAGUGCUGCUUUAAAGGUUUCCCUGCACCCCCUACAGCAGCAGCAAAGCUGCGUGCUACAGAUGCGCUAGUUUGCUCCUUUUCGGAUUAGGAAUUUAGCUUAAUACUCUCUUUAUUCACUCUCUGCAAGACAUUAUUUUUAGAUUGUGUGCACAGAUCAGCAAUAAAAUAAAAAACAAAACUGCUUGAAUAUAUUUCUUCUAUGUCCAUUAAAAAUGUUGCUGUUUUCACUUGAUUACAUGUUAUGAAGAGGGAUUUUAAAUUCAGGAAUGUUUUGAAUUUAGUGGUUAUGAGAGAGGAAGUUACUACCUUCAUAUUUCUUCACACCCUUCUCAAAGCAACCCCUGUUUAAGUAUUGGUUACUUUGCUGAUGCAGUUAAAUAGCGUUGAGAGAUACAUUCGAUUUUGAAGGUUGCAACAUUAUUUGAGAAAAGUAUAUUGUUAAAACAAGCCUGUUUAAUUUAUGAAUUUGUUCAGCGUCUUUUCCAGACGGCCGUCUUUUGUUUGGCCUAUUUAACUAUUUGCUGUUCCUCUGAUAGCGUUCUCAUAGGUGCAGAGGUAGGGAAUGCUCUUUAGUAACAAUAGAUAGAAGACAAAAUGGUCAUUAUUACUAUCUGGUGAUUUAUAUUGGCAAUAUGAAUUAAUUAGUGUUUUAUGCCUGUGUGUGGAAAAAUCUGCAGCAGGAGGAUGCCUACAAGGAAGUGUUAACGCGUCUGAAUACUUUCCCCAGUUUAUGCGGGAUUGAAGGCUUCAGUAUUUUUUGCUCAAAGCAAUUUAGUUCUUGGAUUAUUAAAUGCCAUAUUUAACAUGGGAGACAAAAGGACUAUUAAAACAAACAAAACUGUAUCCCCUAGUUACGUGUAAGAUGCCUCACACCCCUUCAGUAGCUUAAAAAAAAUACCGUUUGGCUUAGUUCUUUUCGUUUAUUCAGGGCUUUAAAAUCGUGGAUCCUGAACUGUUUUUAAUUAUUUGGUUGAACCGGUUUGUUGAUUAAGCGAAAUGGGUAUGCGGCUCCUUUAAAAAGUCUAUUCAUAGGAAAGGGGGUGGGGGAGAGUAAAGGCUGCUGUCUUUUUAACCUUGCUGAAGGACGCAGCAGUAUUUAUUGACGUAUGCAAAUAACAAGGAAGGAGGAGGGUGCACGGAAAAACAGGAACCAGAAUCAGUUUCUCAUUGCAGGGCGAGAGCUCUGAGUUCCGGUGUAUGAGAAAGAGACGUGGCGAAAUUGCUGUAUAUCUCUGCCCUAUAAGCAUACCUUUCCUUUACACUGAAGGGAACCAAGACAUCAAAAAGGGUGAAGCAUCUUCAAAUGUAUUUUUAGAAGCGACGUGGAGCGAUUACACUGAUUCAAACUGUUACUCCUAAAGGGGUGGGGGUAGGGAUUACGUAUUAGUCGUGCCUUGCAACUUGCGGCAGCGUUACGCUCGCAGUGGCAUUCUUGCAAGCAGCAGAGGCGAAGGCUAAAGCAGCCAUAUGAAUAUUAAUAGUCUGUCUUCUGGAUUUUUUCCCUUCUUCCUCUCGUUUCAGCUGCGCAAACCAUGCAGGAUGAUUUACUGAUGGACAAAAGCAAAGCCCAGCCCCAGCAGCAGCGGCAGCAGCAGCAAGAUCCAAACGCAGCAGAAGCCCCUUCUACGCCCAUCACGUCAGAGACACCCAAACAGGAGGACAGCAGCCCAGUGACUAGCAUCGGCUCAGCAGCUCCUGCCCAAAAUAGCAAGGAAAAGAUGCAGAUGGAGUCCCCCAUCUUGCCAGGCUUAAGUUUCCACCAGCCUCAGCAGGAACCUACAGCCGGCACCUCCUUGUCUCCCUCCUUCGGAAGCACCUGGUCUACUGGGACCACAAAUGCAGUGGAUGAUAGCUUUUUCCAAGGGAUUACCCCUGUCAAUGGGACAAUGCUUUUCCAGAAUUUCCCUCACCAUGUAAAUCCAGUUUUUGGUGGCACUUUCUCCCCCCAGAUUGGCCUAGCUCAGACUCAGCACCACCAACAGCAGCAGCAGCAAGCCCAGCAGCAGCAAAGGAGAUCGCCAGUCAGCCCCAAUCAGGCAUCUUUUGCCCAGAGAAAUGCUGCUUAUAGCCAUCAGCCCAUCAUGACCAGCAAACCUUCCUCCUCCUCAGCUUCCACCUCUUCUCCUUCCAGCUGGAAUAACCACCAAAAUGCCGCCUGGAGUACACCUUCCAAUCCUUGGGGCGGGCUGCAAGCUGGCAGGGACCCUCGAAGGGCAGUAGGUGUGGGUGUUGGUGUAGGAGUGGGAGUUGGAGUGCCAUCCCCACUUAAUCCCAUUUCACCUCUUAAGAAGCCCUUCUCUAGCAAUGUCAUUGCCCCACCAAAGUUUCCACGGGCUGCUCCCCUAACCCCAAAAUCCUGGAUGGAAGACAACGCCUUCAGGACUGACAAUGGUAACAAUCUGUUGCCUUUUCAGGUAAUGUCCUUUAUUUGAGUAAAGGGGAAGUGAUAUUUAAGGAUUUGUCUCAUAAUAUAAUUCUAUGUUACAUCAAACACCGCUUUUGCCAUUCUAGCACAUGCCUGACUUCAUUAGCUAUUUUCACUGAAAUAAUUCAAGCUAUAUAGUAGCUGAGGGCACUCACAUAUGUUAAAAAUCUCAAGUAAAAAUUAGAGUCAGGUUGUGAUUCAAUAUUCUUUGUUUCCCUUUAAUUUUGACUUUAAGGAUCAGAAAUAUUUGCUUCUUGGUGCUCCCUUUCUUCCCACCCUUCUUCCUAGGAUGUAUCAUGUUCCAGUAUUUUAAUUGGUACAGUAUUAUUUAUUUAUUUUUAAAUCUGAAAUAUAGGAACAUUAAUGGAUCCAUUAAAGUAGUUGGCUUCAAAUUUGAAAUUAAAUGGCUGACUAAAACCGAGAACAGUUUAGGAAUCUCGUUAAUUACCUUCUGCAUAUUAAAGGGCCAAACCCUUUCUGCUUUAAAGGGCUUUACUUUAUUAGUCCUGAGAAAUGAGGUUCAGCAGGAUUGGGUUUGCAAAAUCAGGCAGAUGAAUGCAAAUAAAAUGCUGAAAUUGCUGAAGUGUAAUCAUGAUAAUGUGUUUAGGGUGUGGGUUUGAAGGAGUUUUGGAUGUGUGUUGACUUGAGUAUCAUUUGCUUUCAAUAAGGAAAUCUCUAAUGGCAACAUGCAAGAUUAAGAAAUACAGGGAACGUAUUUGUGUGAAUUAAUUUCUUAAACUUCAGUUUUAUGCCUUAUCAGAGGAAAGAUACAAUAGGACAUGACCUUCACAACCAUAUUGCAAUGGAGCCUAUUUACUAGCUACAUAAGCCCUGAAAUAUUUAAAGCAGCAGUGUCCUUCAUUGGUUUUGUUAUCUAAGAUGUCAGGGCAGAUCAAUUGCAACAACUGAAACUGGGGAAAAUAGAAGCUCUGAAAUUUUAAUGUAGAAUGGAACUUGUCUUGGUGUUAAAUGCCGCCUCAACUGAAUAAUUGGCACAUGCACUUUACCUUGUAUCCUGUAUCAGAUUAUGAAGAUAGAAGCUUUUUUGUUUUAUGUUGGUUGCCCCAAGUUGUUGCUUCUAAAUGCAUAAAUUGGACUCUUAAAGGGCAGUGAAAUCACUUUGUUUUCUGGUUUCAAAGGAACACUCUUUUAAAGUUACAUUUUCCAAUUCAGGCAAUAAAUUACAAUAAACAGUUACUGUUGGGAUUGAUUUUAAAAUCCAGUAUAUUCAGUAGUGCAGAAUAAAAUCUUUUAAGAAUACCUGCUUACCUAGAGCUUUGAGGAAGCAGCGCUUUGCUGCAUGGCAGUGGCGAGGUUCUGGGCCAUCUUUCCUGCAUGGCCACUGGGGGAUGCCAGAGCCUCCACUUCUGGCUGCAUGGUUUGGCACGAAGAGUCCUUUCCAAUGGGCCAAUCAGAGAGUGCUAGGUUGUGUCAGCAGCCUAUCUUUAACCUGCUGAUAUCCUAUAAAUUGUGGCUGUACCUGGGGCCCCAGUUCUUCUGGGGGUUUCCCACCUUCUCACCCUGUGUAUGUGUGGACAUGCUCAAAUGUGAUCAGGCAAGCCAGUGUGAAGACCUUGCUAUGGAACACUUAGUUACUAUUCUCAGAGCCAUGAAUUAAUUUUUCUUGCAGACAAAUUGGCCGGUCUCCCUCAUAGCAAGUGCCACAGCUUUUUGCAGAUGGCAAUGGCUUGAAUCUUUAGCCUAUUGUGUUCCCCCUAAAAGGGUAUGGGAUGGGGUUUUUCUUUCCAGGAGCCUACACACAGGGCCAACAGGCCAUAGCACCUUUCUGAGUGGCGGCCCUGGUGGGUCGUCCAACUUGAUAUAUGUCAAGGGGUGACUCUCAUCCCAGGGAUGACCCAUCCCAUUGAUCAACCAGUAGGCAGGUUGAUUAAUUCUGGAUUCAUACCCAGUGCCUUUGCCUAUGUCUAUUUACAUCUGUAAUCAAUAAAAAGUUGGGGUCUAUUUCAACCCAAUACCAUCCUGUAUAUUUUUUUACCGUUUGUUUGGCCCCAUACCAUGCUGCACACCUCCUGCUCUUGAGCAUGCAAUGCUGCUUGCCUCCUUCCAUUCAAAUAAGAGGAUUGGUUUCAGAUUUCAUUGUGCGGCUUAAUUCUGUUAAAAUGAGAGUUCCUACUGGUUCUUCUGUGUGAAAGGAGCUGCAGGCUUCUUGCCAGUUGAUAUCUUAAAAGUCAAAGAGGUGGACAGACAGACUUCUCUUGAGACAUUUAUGUCUGCUAAUUGUAGUCUAUUAUUGCAUUCCAUGAAGUAAGUGUAAAGUAUAAUUAGAUGCUUCUGUGGUGCCUAAUGACAAAUAUGGUAACCUAUAUAUUGCUAUAUAGGUUACUACAUUGACUUUCUGAAACAUAGGUGUUAGACUGACAUGCAUAACAAGUCACUUUUCCAUUAAAACAAUGAAGACAAGCUAACAUAUAGCAUUUUCCUUCUAAAUAAUGAGUGACAUCCAGUUGUGGCUUCCAUGGAAUGGACUUCCACUGGUGCAACGGUAUUUCCCCUUCCUUUCUUCUUACUUGUUACUCCCCCCGCCCCCCAUUCUCCAGGAGUCCUCCAGAGCAGAUUUGGGGAAAGGAGUAGAUAAGAAGGAAGUCCGUUCAUUGGAUGUUGCCCAAUGUUUGCAGUACUCACAUUCUAAACUUUGAUAUAUCUUGUGUUUAUGUCAAGAGGAAAAUAAAAUAAAAGUAAUUUAUAAAGCACAUUUGAUUUUGACUCAAAAUAGAUACAUUGUACAGGCAAUAUUAAUUUAACGUAUUGGUUCUAAAAUGUGUUCGAAACCUUCCUUUUCUUUAAAUAGCCUAUAAAAGUAAAAGCCAACAUAAGAAUUUAUUUUAUUUUUUUUGUAAAAAGAAAUAUGAUUUUUCAACCAAGAAAUGGCUUACAUUGAUGAGGGAUGGAUUUAUGACAUGAGAAUAUUCUCUGAGGGGGGGAGCCUAGUACUCAUUCCAUGGUUCAUUUAGUAGGUAUGUUAAUAGUACAGACUUAACUUGUUUCAUAGUUUGUGCUUCUGGAGGUUGGAGGCAGUAUGGCUUAAUUUCCAACAGAAUUCUUAGCAUUGUCAUCAAAUGACAGUUCCAGAUUUAUUGGGGAGUAUGCAUUGAUAGUUCCACUGCAUUCAGACUGGGCUAUUAUAAGUCAGACUUGUUUGGGGUUGCUUUUGAAAAUGGUUCAGAAAUUUCAACUUUAUGAAACACAGCUGCCCAGUUGCUUGACAGGAUCAGGCAUUUGGAACACAUAACACCUGUACUGUACUAUAGAAUACUGCCUGCCAAUUCAUUUCAAGGCCUGUGCUGGGUUUUAUUUUGAAAUACUGCUGCUUUGUUUUUGCAAUUCUAAUUAAAUAGCUUUCAUCAUUAUGGUUGUUUUGAGCCAUAUUUGUAUUAAAUUAUUGUAAGCCAUGUUGUGAAGGCUUUUUUUAAAGAGCAGCAUAUAAACUAACUCAGAAUAAAUCUAAUUUAAGUUUAUAGUAUGACUAUGCCAUCCAUACACCUGGGAGCUUUACUAAAUACUAAGAACACCAAAUGGCACAAUUAUUAUUUUAAACAUAUGUUGCCAAGUAUUUUCCCAUAAAAAACAAUUGGGCAAAUUUGUUACACCUUUUGCUAUUUGGUGUUGUUUGAAAAUGUUUUCAUUUUGUAGCUUUAACUUGGCAUGUUUACUUUAAAUGAUGUUGCGACUAGAUAAGGUGGCAGUUCUAAAAUUACAUAAACAUUGCAAAAACUCUUUAGCUGCCUAAAUUUAAAUAUUACAUUUAACUUACCCUGUAUGAACUAUGAAAACAUAAAGAUGCUUGUUAAUACCUAGGUGAGGGUGAUGAUCUUAAAGGAAGACUUUGUUUUUCAUCACCAUCAAUACAUGCUUUGCAAAUGGUCUCAAGAAGAAUUUAAAGAAUGUGGGGUGACGUACUGAAAAAUUGUGGUUAUUCAGUCAUAUUCAGAAUUUGUUAUCUUUUUAUGAGAAUCCCACAAUCUGCAUGUGGCAGAUUUCAGUCUUCAAGGCACACAGAUGAAAGGCAAAUAAGGGGUCCUUGCUGGAAAAAGGUUUUGAAUCCUGCCUUUUUUGUAUGAUGUCCUAUUUAGAAUUGGUGCUUCAGAAUAUACAAAAUAUUAUUUGAUAGUGUCAGCUGCAAGCACUGAGAAGGAACCUCAUUUCUCUACCUUUCCCAAAUAAUUUAUUUGUAGUAGCUGACUGCUUCUCUAAAUGAAAGUCAAGCUGCUGUUCCCGAUUAUUACCUUAUUUAGAUGUUGCAGUAUUGACAUAAUUAAGUAUCCCAUUUGGCUCAAAUAUUAUGUAUUAGAGGGCAACAUUUCUUGUAAUGCUUCUGCUCUUGAGUUAUAGCCAGGAUAUCCAGAGCCUUAGAUUUUUUAGAUUAAUCUUAUAGUUGGAGAUCAUUUAAAAUAUAUGUGGCUACUUUAGUGUCAUUUUCAUUACUUCUGCAUAUAUCUUUGAAAAAUAUGCAAUAAGUUUCUAAACUUUUGAAUGCCCAUCAUGCCUCUUAGAUUAGGUCCAUAGGGGAAUAGUUCUGAAAUCCUGAGUAUACACAACAGAGUAUGGCACAACAGAUGUGAGCUGGAACUAAAUUUCAGUAAUGUUGACUACAGACUCUUAAUGCUAAGAGUGUAUAUUUAAGAAUUUAAAAAUAUUUUGUAUUAUGAUUUAUGUACUUUGAGGAAUUAAUGCUGUGCAGCUCUAUCCUAGACGAUGUUAGUAUUAUGCCAUAUGUUGCUCUAAAAAUACCUUGCUUAUCAAACAAAAAAGAGAGCAAGCAAACACAAUAUCUUGGCUACCAUUUGCUACUGAGCAGCUUGGUUCAGCAGGAACUCUACACAUGUCCUGGCACUAAAACUAUUUUGCUUUCACACUGUGUGUGUAAUAUAUUCUAACCUUUUUUUUAAAAAACCUGGCUAGUGUUUGAAAGUAAUAAGAGAACUACCAGUUGUUUUAAGGUGAAUAAAUUCAGUAUAGUGUGGAACAGUGGACUUAGAUCCAGAUUCAAAUUGCUGCUCAGCUGCAAAGCUUACUAGCUGAGCUUGGGCAGUCAUUGUCUCUUAACCUAAGCUACCCCACAGGUAAUAAAAUGAGAACAUCACGUGUGUUGCUCUGAGCUCCUAGAUGAGAGGAAUCAAAAUGUACAGCCAGGCCUAUCAUUUUGGCUUUUAAACAGUCCUUGAAAACCUAUUUAUUCCAAUUUGCUUUUAUUUUGGGGAAAAACAAUCUGAGAUAUUGGGCUGCUUUUCUGAUUUAUUGCUGUUGGUUUAAAAUUCUGUUUUUACUAAUGGUUUAAUUAGUUGUAUCAGCUAUAGGGCUGGACUCUGAGUUGAUUUUAACUGCUGAAAUCAUUGUAUUUUAUGAGAGCUGUAUAUUUUAAUGUAAACUGCCUUGGGGGGCUUUUUUCCUGAAAGGUGACCUAGGAAUAUUUAACAAAAAUUAUUAAUAAAAAAUAAAUGUGAUAAUUAUAUUAUUGUUACUUGUUACAGAUACAAAGCAAUAUUCUGGGUUCCUUCAAGCUACAGUUGAUUAUUACUUAUUAGGAAAAGGAAGUUAAAUGUUUAGGAUGAUGGCUUUAACACCCCUUAUACAAUAGUUCUGUUGCUUCUUGAUAAUAUAGUAGCAGAUGCUGUUGAAGUAGUCGUCAUAUGGAAAAAUGAUGGAUGGGUGGGUUAGAGUGCUGGUUGAAUAAUUUUUCAUGUUGCUUAAACUCAAACAUAAAAUUAAUUCCAUGCUAAUUUCCACAGUUCAUUUGUUGUUGAGACUAGAAUAUUAAUUGAUGCAGCAGCUUUUAAAAUGACUAAAACUGAUGAUUUAAUAAGUACAUUUAAAUAUAAAAAUAAAGAAUUGGAUGCAGCUUUUAGAGAACACUACUUGUUUUGAGAGAGGUUUUAAAUACAGGCAGUGACCAUUUUGCACGUGUUUUAUUGGCACACAACCUCUGAUGCACACCCUGUUUUUGACCCUAGAACAGGGCGGGCUUAUUUGCACUCCGCCAAUUCAUGUGAUAACCCAGCAUGCAAUCCCUGCACAAAUGAGGAGUUGCCUGUAAUAUUAAUAUGACCCUUGGUACAGAUGUGUAUCUUAAAAUGCUAUGGCAUAAUAAUAAGCCCUGUUCUAAUGUCAAAGGCUAGUAAUGUGGCUUGUGCAUUAGUUCUAAAGCCAGAAAUAAACUGGUUAUCACACCAUACAAUACUGUAUUGUAUCCAAUCCCAGUUUGAACAAUAUGUGCCAGCUGACUUCCAGUUAAGAUGGUGAUCUGAGGAGCAGUGAUUCCACAAACUCCAGACCUAAUUUUUAGCCAAAGAUAUCCUGCAAUGGAAUUUUUUUUCCUCUUUUCCCAUAGCUUAUAAUUUUUAUUUUGUCCUUUUGCUGUACAUAAUCAACUUCACUUGGAGUAAUUUAUUGUAUGUGGGGUUGUUUCCUUUGUGCUUGUGGCUAUGCUGUGAAAGGAGCCUAAGAAACUGGUGGACUCACAGCACAUGCCUUUAGUUGCUUCAAGUUCCACUGAAGAGAUUAUGGAUCUUAAAAAAAUUAUCUGAAUGAAUGUGACAUCUAUCAAAUCUUCAAUUCUGAUGCUGCACACUUCAGCACAUCAGAUAUGGUCACCAUCAAUAACAUAUGGUCACCACUGGGUAUUGCCUUUCAGAUGUGCAAGGCCGGGAAGAUGAGACUGUAUUCCCCCUUUAUAUCCUUAGAGUGGAGAAUUCAGCUUUACAUGGUAAAUAGUUGGACUUGGUGGGUAGGUCUCAUAGUAACAAUUUAAGAAUUAUGGGGGUGAGGGAAAGAUUGGUGCAGGGGGAACCCUAUGAUUUUUGUGGCAACCCUGCUAACAGUUACUGGAUUGUAUGUCAAUAUUUUAAGAUAUCUAAUCAAAUAGGAUUUGUUGUGGAGUGCAUGUGAGAAGUGGGUGAUGAAGUGGGGGCCAAAUGUGGAUGAGAUAGUUUGUUUCUGGAUUAUGUGAAGGAGGUUUUUGAGGCCUGGCAGACUUUUUCCAGUGUGAAGUACAUGGCCCAGGAGUGUGACAUUACCUUCUUUAUUAUAUUUCCUGCUAUUUUCUGUAUGUACAUCAAUGGGCAAGUCAAAAUUUCUAUGAACCAGCAGUUCUGAAGGACCUUCUGCUUACGCUUGAUCUUCCACUGGAAAAAACUUUCUGUGCAGGCCUGGCCUUUAGUUGCUGUCCAGCUGCCUUAUUCUACCCAGGUUGAUUACAUCAGCUGUCUUCUGAGAAACACUGUAGACCUGGUUCCUGCAAACUUAACUAUAGCCUAGGUUUAAACAGUUCCUGAAGUUGUCUGUGACUAUGGACUUCCUCAUUUUGAACACGGGCAUUGCAUGGACAAUAAUUCCGUUUGUUAGAUUUAAGUUUGUUUUGGAUCACCAUGUUGUCGCCCUCUUUUUCUUUAGUGUGAAGUAACACAUUCUGGCAAUCCCCAUUGAUCUUCUGUUUUCCCCCUUCCUUCUCCUUCAUAUACACAGCAACACAUUUGCUUUAUUUUAGUUAUAUUAUACUGUUUUGUUUUACCCUGUGUUACUGUUAUAACAUAGGAGAGAGGAGUUGUUGGGCUUUUACUUAGCACAUUGUGUAGCUCUUUGACAAUCCUGCUAUCCCUGUUAAUAAACAGGCUCUUGGAAAAGAAUCAUUUAUUGGUUGUGAAGGGCCAUAGCUCAAUGGUAUAACAUUUGCCUUGCAUGUGGAAAGUCCCAAGUUUAGUCUCCAUCAUUAAGGAGGUCUGCUAUGCAUAAUGCUAGAAUUGGUCCUUUAGCAUUGCAGCACCUACCUUUUGGAACUCCCUCCUAUUAUAUAUCAGACAAGUGCAUUGUGUAGUGUCCUUCUAAGCCUUUUAAGUGGACACUUGUAUCCCUGUUAGUAUCUGUUGGAUUUGAACUGAUUUGGAUAUGUGUUGUAGCUUUACAUUGUUUUUAUAUUUAUAUAAUUAUUCCAAAGUUGUUUUAUAUUGGUGCUCAGCAGUGACUUAUGAGGAUGUCACAUGCCCUCCCUUUUUUGUUUCUUUUCAUGGGAAACUGUACUUAUGUCACCUAGGUUCUUCCACGAGAAGCAUGCUCUUGGGUAUGUUUGCAUAAAAAUUGGGGACAGAAUGGUUCUUUGGAAAAAAUGGGCUGAAGAGGGACUGUCUAGCUUAGACUGGCUGGCAAGCCAAGAUCACAAAUCCCCGGGCAUGAUUGCCCCAGUGUAACACUCAAGACCUACAAUUUAUUCUUUCAGGGCAUUGCUAGGCAAAACCAAAUUAGAUGCAACUGAGCUGAGGGGACAGAGGGACAGAGACCUGGAAUAUCCCAUGCUUGAAAGGCAAUGGAAAGUUGUAUAAGGUUGUGCUCCAUGGGCCAACCAAAACUUGUUUUAUAGGCAUGUUGGAUUUACCACUGCCUUUUCCAUAAGCAUAUACGUCACCUGUAAAUGUGUGUUGGCACUGUGGAAUAUAAUAGGCAACACUGAAAAACACAGUCUUGUCCUGUCCUGUGAUGGUGCUAUUUUGGUCACAGGUUAUCAUUCUUUUUAAUCUGCUCUUGGGAAAACCUCUAAAAUUUUCAGAUGCUGGUCUCAUACUCAAUUAUAUCCCAGCACUGUAGAAUCUGACCAGGGGCAAUGCAAUUGGGUUCUUUGUCCCCUUUUGGUGGCCAAAAGUAUUCUAAGGAAUUCACCACAGCCACAAUCAUUCAGUGAUCACAAGACUUGUCAACUCUUGCCUAGCUUGAAAAAGUGACCUUUGGCAGUAGUAACAGAUACACAAGCACACAUACAUUUUGUCUUCAUAUAUAGUACUAUUUGAAUCAGGUAGGGUUCAUCAGCCUUUCUGGACUAGUGGACACAUUUUUAAUUUUGAGAGGGUGCUGUGGGUGCCAGUCACAAAAUAGCUGCCAUGGAAGUGUAGCAUAACAAUAAAUUAGACAGUACAGCCCUGGCAAAGCUUUUCCCAUAACUAUAUUUCCAUACUCAAGCCAUGACUGUACUGUCUAAUUCAUAUAUGAAGACCAAAUGUCUGAGUGCCUGUGCACCUGCUCCUACCUGCCCAAGGCCACUUUGGUUAAAGGCACUAGAACCUGGUUUUUCUCCAAUACCAACCCCUAAACCAAAGCCUAGACUGCCCCGUUAAUCACAGAGACGUACUUCUGUGUAGACAAUUCACUGCACACUGAAUUGUUACUAAGUGCCUGGUCUUUAGCUCCUGUGCAGCAUGAGACAUCCUAAUAUUCUUUGCAAAGUUUUCAUAUUUGCCUUGGGGGGGGGGAGUUAUUUAACAUCCAUCUACACUUAAUUGUGUAGUAUUAUUUGCAGAAAAUAACUUCUAGGGACCUCCUGAUCUGAGAUGCAUCAACGGCAGGAAAGUUUCAUCCUGGUUGCUAGUGAAAAAGGAAGGAGGGCAAGCUACAGAGAUUCCAAGGACUAGAAAGUAAGACAGAAGCAGGAAAAAUGCACUAAAGAGGAGGAUAAAACAGCAGCUCUCUAGGACCCCGGGGAUUCCUGUUGCCUGAUGUCCAAACAAUUAUCAAUCCCAGCUGUGACUUAUUUGAUUGGCUAAAAACAAUGACAGAUGGGAGCAGGCAGCCUGGGUCAUUUCACAGAAGUUACUUAGAAAGGUAGUUGCAUAUUUUUCUUCAUAACUUCCUUUCUAGGAGGGCUAGAUAUUUACUUCUCUUUAAAAAAAGAAAGAAAAGGGGGGGAAAGUAAAACUCCGCUGUGCCCUCUGCUGGGGCACUAAUGAUGGCCUUCACAAAUAAGAGUGUAACCCUAUGACAUGGAGGGUAUAAGUAGCAUUUCAGCUGGAGACCAUUCCCCACCCCUUGCCUCUUCUCUCCCCCGUUUUAUACAGUGGUGCCUCGCAAGACGAAAUUAAUCCGUUCCACGAGAGUCUUCGUCUAGCGGUUUUUUCGUCUUGCGAAGCAAGCCCAUUGACGGAUUAGCGCUAUUAGCGCUAUUAGCGGUUUAGCGGCUAUUAAAGGCUUAAAGGCUUAGGGAUUAGCUGCUAAAAGGCUAUUAAAGGCUAUUAAAGGCUUAGCAGAUUAGAUAAAGGGGGGGGAAAGCGGGAAAAAAACCUCAAGACUCGCAAGGUAUUUUCGUCUUGCGAAGCAAGCCCAUAGGGGAAUUCGUCCUGCGAAGCAACUUCAAAACGGAAAACCCUUUCGUCUAGCGGUUUUUCCGUCUUGCGAGGCAUUCGUCUUGCGGGGCACCACUGUAAUUGUAUGACAGUAUAUUUAUGAUUUUGCUUGGUUUGAUUGUUGCUACUGUUUCAUCUUGUGUUCAUUUGUAUUUUUACAAAGUGAAUACUAAAAAAAACUCCUAUGCAUUUAAAGAAGUGUGCAAGCUGUCAUUGCUGGGAGAACAGCAGCAGAAAUACUCAAGGGUGCUAUUAUUGGUUUGGUUUGUGGUCCUCUGUUCUGUUUGGACAGAAUUUCUGAAGUAUAUUUGGUGGGUAAAAAGUGCUUUACAGUUCUCAUCUUCUAUUAGCUGAUGAGAUAGGUCAAGCUUCAGAAAUGGUGACAUGCCCAAGGCAACUGAGAUUUGCAGUUGAGCGAAGACUUGAGCAUGGGUCCUCCAUAGGUCACUUGGCACUUGUCCACUUCACUGCAGGGUUAAUUAAACUGGAAAAAUGAGUUUUUAUAUUGUUUGUGCCAUUUGUGCCUAUUGCACCAAAAUUCAGUGUCACAUUCUAGUGUGGGUAGGCCAGGGUUCUCUUAUAAUUUUGUUACAAUAAAAUAUUUAUUGUUCACAUUUUCCUUUGCUCAACGACUGCAGGUUGCUAUGUAAUUCAUUUACUUCUAUUUAGCUGAAAAUUGUCAUAAAAUUAAAAAUAUUAUAUACAGUUUUAUAGUUCAGGUGAUUUUAAAUUGCUCCUUUGCAAACUCUUUUUUUCUGGUUCCAUGUUAAAAUAAGGAAUAUCUGAAGCAGCUUUCAAAUGUUUUUCAGAAGUCAAAAUGCGUUUUAAAAUUAUGUGUGAUGUGUGGAAUUUCAUCUAGACUCUUGCAAGUUCAAAAACAGCCAAAGGUAAUAUCUGAAUACCAAAAUCUGCAUUGGAUCUCUUCCAUGCCCAGAGGCACAGUCACCUUCUUCUGUUUACCACUGAAAUAAAAUAAAGAUCUGUUGCAGCACAAAAGCUUCAGAAGCCAUGCAGAAGAUGAGCAAUUGCUUAUUCCUGGAUCUAUUGAUCAAAAACCUCAUCUUUAUGAAAGGCAUGUGUGAUAAGGAAAUAGAGAGAGAGAGAGAGAGAGAGAGAGAGAGAGAGAGUUUUUCUCUUGUCACCUAAAAGUGUUUCAGUCACUGAUUGGUUACUAACUUACAAGUAACAGAAUGCAGUAGAAUCUGGUUUGAGACCCUUCCUUUAAACACACUUCUUCAUAUUCCUAGAGGUGUACAGUGGUGCCUCGCAAGACGAAAUUAAUUCGUUCCGCGAGUUUUUUCGUCUAGCGAAUUUUUCGUCUUGCGAAUCACGAAUUCCCAUAGGAAUGCAUUGAAAAUCAAUUAAUGCGUUCCUAUGGCCAAAAAAAGUCCAAACAAAGCCAAAUUUGGUACAACAACCUCCCCAACUGUUGCAAACCCCUCCCCAACUGUUGCAAACCCCUCCCCAACUGUUCCCCCAGUCACCCAGCACACAGAAAUUCAAAUCCAGAAUUUUUUUUAAAAAACAGCAGAGUGGCCCAGUGGUCACAGAAAAUCACAAAAAUGCAGAAAAAAACACACAAGCUUCCAGAUUCCUGCAAACCCCUCCCCAACUGUUCCCCCAGCCACCCAGCACACAGAAAUUCAAAUCCAGAAUUUUUUUUAAAAAAACAGCAGAGUGGCCCAAUGGUCACAGAAAAUCAUAAAAAUGCAGAAAAAAACCACACAAGCUUCCAGAUUCUUGCAAACCCCUCCCCAACUGUUCCCCCAGCCACCCAGCACACAGAAAUUCAAAUCCAGAAUUUUUUAAAAAAACAGCAGAGUGGCCCAAUGGUCACAGAAAAUCAUAAAAAAUGCAGAAAAAAGACACACAAGCUUCCAGAUUCUUGCAAACCCCUCCCCAGCACCAAGUCCUUGAAUUCCAAACACCCCAACCCAAAAUCCAAAAAACCCCAAAAAAGUUUUAAAAGCUUAACUUGGCUGCAAAAGAAGUUUUGGAAAAGCUUCAAAAAUCACCAAAGUCUUUAAAAACCUCAAACACGGCUACUAUGUACACUGCGUUCUAUGAGUUGCUCCUUGAAGUCAAGUCGCAACUGUAUUAACGGUGUUAAGAAAAAGGAAACAAACUUGCAAGACGUUUUCGUCUUGCGAAGCAAGCCCAUAGGGAAAUUCGUCUUGCGAAGCAGGUCAAAAACGGAAAACCCUUUCGUCUAGCGAGUUUUCCGUCUUGCGAGGCAUUCGUCUUGCGGGGCACCACUGUAUACCUUUCCUAUAGGAGUCUCUAACUUGAUCAAGUAGGAUAAGCUACAUCUGGGCAUGUUGUUGACUUAAAUGGGGAAAUGGACAUUGAAGAUGAGGUUAAAUCCAUGUUUAUGGAGCAUAGUGUUCCUUUAUGUACUGCAUCCUCCAGAUUGUGCAAAGUAGAUGGACUAGGUCACAUUACUUUGUAAAGAGUAGUUUGUAUCAUAAAUGAAAACAUUAUAGGUCGGGGUAACCAAUGCAGUGCCCUCCAAAUGUUGGUUGUUUACAGUUCCAAUCAUCCUUGAUCAUUGACCAUGCUGGCUGGUGCUGAUGGAAGAGGGGAAUCCAAUAACAUCUAGAAGGCACCAUGUUGACUGUACCUAGGCUAGUUACUUUAACUGAUCAUACAGUGAUAAAACUGAAGCUUUCAAAAUGUGCUCUUUGAUCCUAGUGCAAUUUCUUGGGUGUGUGUGGGAAAGCAUCAUGGUUAACUGACAUUGCAGAUGUUCUGGUUGUACUUACUUAAACGCUUAAAUCAUACUGUUUCAGGAUACAGACUUGUGUGUACUUGUAAAACGUUAGCAGAUAUAUUGAGAGUAGAUAUAUGUUUGAAUUCAACACUUUUUAAAAUUGUAGGUUAUAACAAUAAUAGGAAUAACCAGAAAAAUAUGUAUUAUUUUUCACUGCUUAUGUUGAUAAACUCUUAUGUCCCUGUAGCUUUUGGGAUUUCUCUUCUGGAGUAUUUCCUGUAGUUUAUUGGCUUGUAGGAGUUUUGGAUGUUGCUACUAAAAUAAGAAUAGAAUAAAUUAACAUUAUGUUGAAUCAGAAGGGUUAGAGGUCUUAAGAUGUUCUGCUGCUUUGCCAUCAUCAUAAAAUAUAAGUAAAAUGUACAGCAAAGGUUUGCCCUGGUGUAUGCUUUUGAAUGGGGAAACUUCUCAUAAGUAAAAACUUCUGAUUCAGGAUGAUCCAAAAUUUACUUCACUGGGACUGCAUUUGAAGACUGAUUCAGCUGAAUCAAACUUCAAAUUCUUAACCCUGUUAGUUUUAGGACUGUAAUAUCCUCAUUAUAUUGCUGGUUGUCCUGUGGCAUUGGAGGUGAUUUCAGCUAUGUUCUACAUCUAGUUGACACGAAAGACUUCAUGCAACUGAGCUGCUGCAGAAGAAAGUGGCUUCUUUGCUCACAACUUCAUCAUUACAUGAUGACACUUUCUUUUGUAGCUCUGGCUUGAACUGUGAUUUUUCUAUAAAUUGCUUAAACACAAUGAGAAGAUGGAUGCUCACAUAAUGAGUAUUUUCCCACCAUGAAAGAAAGGAAAAGCAGGCACAAAGCCCUAAACUUUCCAGGAGUUCUUACCUCCUCAGGCUAUCCUUAGAGCUCUUCACCUGUUACAAUAUGGGAUGAUAUUGGAAUACUAAGUGGGUGGGCUUCAAAGAGGGUGACAACUCAGAGUUCUGGAGUGUGCAUGAAAUAACAAUAAUGUUCACAUUAUUAGGCCCCAGGUCAAAGUUAAUAAGAGGUGAUGGGAGCAGAUCCACAACUGUAUAGGGAAAGGUUAGUGUGUUUGAUUGAAAGAGCAAAAUGGGUGGGUGGAUGUUAAAUAGAACACCCCAACUUGCAUUUCCACAUCCCCCCCCCCACGCGUAACUUUUCUGUUGGCUGUACUCUGAAACCAAAAGUGAGACCAGCUGAGAGACAGUGGUUGGGGAGGACAACAGAGAGUUCAAUGGCUGGCAGUGGUAGGUAUUUGCAGUUUUCACCUGUAUGCCACCUUUGCUCUUUAAAUUGCUCCCAACUCCUGCUUUCUACAUAUAUUGUUAAAACUUUGCCCAUGAAGCCUACUUAACAUUGAGUCUUCCGAGUAUUGAGAAUCAACAGAACAAUUAUGAAAUAAAUGAGUUUGGUCAGGGCAACUGAGCAAAAUCAUUUGCUUGCUGAGUAAAAUUCCAGAAGCAGAACAUUUCCAGAAGUGAGAUACUGUAAUAUAUGUUUCUAUAGAUUUCCCCACCACCACCACCACCGAUAAGUUGGAAAAUAAAUGUACCGUAUGUUGGGAGACAGCCAUGAAUAUUCAUAAUUUGAGGACAACAUAUUGUUGAGCUUGCAUAAUUAAAGUCUGUAAAAUAUCGAUAUGAGGUCACCCAGACAGGCUGUGAAUGAUCACUUGAAGCCUCAUCAGGGUCAGUCUACAAUAUUUUAAGCUCAUACCAGUGGCUUUGUGGUGGCCAAAACCUAUUUGGCUUGUAAUUCAUGUUCUUGUUAAUCACCACCACCACCCUGCUUAUUUUUAUUCAUUUUAAGACAUUGUGGCAUCAUAUUUUGGCAAAGGGCCACUCACGUGACUCAUUAAUGUGCUGCUGCAUGCCAGAAACUUGCUACAUUGGCUUGGAUUGUGACCUAGUUGUAUGAUUUGUGACGUGUGCCUAAACUGUUGUAGUAGCAUUUCUUUGCUAACAAAAUGGGUCACAGCUUCGCCAGCAUUAAAGAUCUGUUAUUUUUAAGCCAAGCUAUUUUAUAGUCCAGGAAUCUACAGAUUCAAAUAACAUUUCUCCUUCCUUUUCUUUUGAGCUUUUUAAACUGAUGGCCAACUUUGGUAUGACUUGUUCUUAAAUUUUUGAAUAUAGAAGUGAAUUUUACCAGUUUUAGUCAAUAGAAGUAGUCAUUGGCUUUUUAAAAUAGAUUCAUAAAGCAGAAUGUGUGAGCAGAUUUUUAUCUGAAGCUUGGUGCUAAACAAAAUUUAACUGUAACCUAAAUGCCACAAGUUCUCAGUUGAUCGUAAAAAUGUCUGCAGAUAAUUUGCUGGAGUGCAGUCAUAAAAGUAAGAAUAAUGACUUCCACUUUCUCCUUUGACAAAAAAGGAAAGUACUCUGUAAUAUCUUUUUAAUCUCCUGCAGAAAUAAGUGGUGUUCAUUUUUGAACUGCUGGGUUAGGUGAGCUAGGUUAACUGUAGGUUUCUGUGUGGCGGUAUACCUCUUAAUCAUGGAAUGGAAAAGCAUAGGUUUUUCAAAAUUGUUCAGCAAGCAUAUUAUGAAACUGUAUUUGAAAUAUUGUAAACAUUAACUAGAAUGAAGUGCUUGAAAGAUCAGUUACAAAAACCUGCAAGCCAUGGCUCCUACAGAAAGUAAGAAGACCAAGGAGUGUGUGUAUAAACAAAGUCACUUUGCUCCUAGGCUCUAACCAGUCCUCCUGAUUCCUAGGCCUCUGACAACACUGUCCUCUUACUGUUUCUGAGCUCUGUGGAAGGGGAAGCCCGCUGCUGAGAUAAGCAUUAUUAAAGUUUGCUAAUGGUGGAUAUUUCACCCCCUCUCUUCUACCUAAGUUGCCAGGUGAAUAAAACAUUGAAAUUGACUGCUAGGCUAGGUCAUACACAGCACAGAUACACUAAUAGAGCUUGAAGAAUAACUGCUAAUGGCUUGGGGAUCAAAGAAACAGACUGACAAAAGAAAACAUUUAUUUACAAUGUAUAAUUUACUUCCACAAAUUGGGUUAUACUGAGCUGUACAGAUUGAAAUCUCAAGUUGCUAGAUCUUGAUGAGGAUUUGUCUUUUACUUCCAGUCCCUUAAAAUAUCACUGUCACCAACAGGAGGUUGGAGAAAUAGUCAAAUGUUCCUGUGCAUUCUUAUAUGAAUGUGUGAAGUCUUCCUUGCCCUUGGGUUGCUGCUGAUAGCUAAUUUUUCUCAUUUGAUUAUGGGGCAAAAGUUUCCAAUUCCUGGAAACUUCCUCUGGGCUAAAACAAUUAUAACACAGAAGGGUUUUUGUUGUUAUUUUCUUACUGUGUACAGCAACAUAAUAAUGAAGUGUGGUCACAUAGCAGAAAAUCCUCCUGCAUUUGCUGGAUUGCUUUUUAAAAGCAAUUAAAAAAAAUGAUUCUACUGAAAAUUACAAAUAAUCAAGUAAAAUUCUGUAUUUCACUCACUCAUCGGUGAAGAAAGAAAGAGAAGGUAUAAAUGUUAAUUUUCUCCUUAUCUGACUCCAAGAUUUUAUAAAGGGUAGGCUAAUAUACAAUGGCUAUACUGAAGACAUUAUUCUUUUAGGCCUUGAUGAAGAAACUUGGGGCUUGUGUGUCCUUAGUCCAUGGGUGGGCAGAAAGUAGAUCAGAUGUAGUAGUAGGUAUCUGGGCCAUUUGCAAUACACCUCCAAGAGUUUCAGAGCCCAAUUGUAGCAGCAACAAAAUAAUUUUUUAUUAAAAUAACAUUUAACACCUAAAUUAGGCUUCUGAAAUGAAUACAUCUCGGGGUAGCCAAGAGUGAACUUUUGUGUUGGAGGAGUGUGUGAUCUGUUCACUUCUGCUGCUUGUAGAUCUUGGGUUAUAGCAAAAGACAAAGUAAGUCUGACAAGCCUGAAAUCUGCUCACCCCUGCCCUAGUCACCCUAGCAUCAUGGGCUUUUGGUGACUCAGUGUAGAUGCAUUUUCUCUCUCUUUUUAGUAUACUGCAUUUUCAGGAGUUUCAGGAAUAUAUGUGUCCUCAGGAAGCACAUCCUGGUGUGUGUGUGUGUGUGUGUGUGUGUGUGUGUGUGUGUGUGUCAGUGUCAGCAAAGGAUCUAUCCCUACUGCCUUGCUUCCACCUACUUAUGUUUCUAAUAAAUUCUGUGAUCAUAGUCUACAUGUCUCCAGUCAAUUAGUAAUUGGAAUGCUAGUAGCAUAGGUAGUUAGAAAUUGGGAAUCUUCAAGUUGUUAUCCUAAGUGAGGUCUAUUGAAACUAACUUGCCAUUUAGUUGCGUUAAACUAACUCCAGAGCAUAGACAAUACAAACCACAAAUUAGUUAAAAUAACAAUAAGACUGUUUUCUCAGAUACCUUCAGGGUGAAUUAUAUUUUAUUACAAAGCAAUUAGGCAAAUUCAUGGAGGACACUGUUAACCACAGUACUGUAGUUCAGUGCGGAUGCACUAUGCCUCAAAGAACUGGAUGCUGACGGAAACAGAGGAGGAACAUAACUUUCUUGCCUUGUUUCCAAGUACCUAGACAUCUGGUAGACUAUAUACAAAAUAUUAGAUUUAGAUUACUGUACUUUAGUCUGAUUGUGCAAGACAAUUUGUACAAAAAAAUAAUAAUAAUUGUACAUUCUUAGCAUGAUGUUUGAUUGUUGAAUAUAGUAUUCCCUCCCCCCGCCACUUAAUCUUCAAAAAGCCCUUAAUUGCUUACUGGUUGAGCAGUGUUGCUUGGGCCCCAUAGAACAUUUGUAUUUAAGUCAGGUUGACAGGAGGCUUUCUGAGCAUUUGACUUAAUGCUUGAAGGUGCAUCAGCUCCUAUACCACCCUACUCCUCUCUCUCUCUCUCUCUAUAUAUAUAUAAUGACUAGGGGAUGAUCAGAAGGAACAGAGUAGCUGUUGGCAGAUGGCUCCAACACAGAGUUGACAGUUCCAGUGGGCUGCCCAUCUGGCAGCAAGUGACAAAUAGAGUACUUCUCCUGCCAGGAAAUCAUGGGGAUGGAUUACAAGCCUCUCCAUUUUGUGCCAGAUAAUGACUUUCUGAGCAUACUUUCUUGCAUGAGGAAACGCCCACCAAAACCUUCCAGUCUUCAUUGGAGCCCUCUGCCCGUUGCCACAUCUUCCCCCUUCCCCCAAGUGAAUGUUUUGUUCUGGAUGUGUGUGUGACGGAGAUAAUCGCUGAUGGUGUGUUGACGUGGAAGCAUAAAUGAGACAGAAAUCUGUUUGAAAUGAGCUAUGCCUGCCUUUUAUCUGCUUGUAACAGGCCAAACAUGGGUGUUAAUAAAGUUGAGCACUCUGGCACUGCAUGUUUGCCAUGUUCUGGUGUUUAUUAUUAUCCAGGGGUUUAAGGAAAUCAAAAUGGUUGGGUCACUUAUCUUUCAUUUUUAAAGAGACUCCUGAUGAUUAAUGUUAUUAUUGGAUGUUACAUUUCUUUGUGAAGUUCCGGAAGUAUUAGUAGGCAGGAAAGCAGCAUAAUAUGAAUAAAGCCAUUACCUUGAAUGAGAAAUUUCUGAAGAUAUGAGUAUUGUUUAAAAUUAUUUAAACUUUAUCACUUGUAUAUUCAUGUAUUUUAUCCCUUGAAAAGCAACUGAAAGGAUAAUAUCCUUGAGGAAAGGUGUUGGGUGUGACUCUGAAAUAGUGUCAAUUCCUCUGCCUACCCUUCAAUUGCUCUAUCCAACAUCCCACUCUGGGAUAAUAAUGAACUUGGGUGGUGAGUGCUGAAAGAAAUUGAGCUAGAAUGGGGCUUUCAGAAACAAGGGGAACAUAGCAGCAUGUUCAGGGAAAUCUCAAAGCCCAGUAGAAUGGGAGGAAUAAAUCUGAAACAACCUGGAUUGAGCCUGUACAGUAGCUAAACAAUGAGAAGGGAAAGAAUGGAAUGGUCUGUUGGAGGCAGGUAUGGCUAGCUGAUGGAACUCUGAACUGGAGCACUCCAGUUAGAAGGUAAAGAUACAGCACAACUUAUAGUUGAAGGUCCUACUUGUAGGGUCCUACUUGUAUGGACAUAAAAGUGACCUACUUCAUAGGUGUCAGCAAAUUGCUGAGAAUUUAUGCAAAGCAGUUUGAGUACAAUGGUUAAUAUUGUUCUUCAGUGGGUAGAUUGUGUACAAAUUCCCAUUAAACUGUGAAUCUUUUUUGGUGAUACUGGAACAGACACACAUAAUGAGCUUAUCUUACUUGAAUGUUUGGAAGUAAUGGAAUCACCCCACAUUACCCUUCUGAUCAUUAUCAUAACUGUUAAUUAAUGCACUUGCAGAAGAGAGGAAAUGUGCCAUAUUUUUAUUGAAAAAACUUAGAAUAUUUUCCAAGCAAAUUUUCUGAGGCACUGAAAUUACUGCACCCUCCUCUCCCUCUGUGUCAAGUCCUUGUGUGCCCAGGUGUACUGUCUCUGGAUCAUGCAUGUGAACAAGGCCCACUUUUAGUUCUGCUGCCCACUCAUGGGUUUUCUCUCUCCAGUGGUGUAAUGCAAUCAAUUGUCACAUUUUGACUUUGCCAGGGACACUUUAUCUGAGACGACAUAUUUUGCUGCUCCACUCAGUCAAGAGGGCUAGGUUACUACCAGCUUGAACACAAUUGGAAGUCAAUUAAAGUAGAUCUGUGUUUAGGGUUAUUGUGCGAAUUAGGUUGUCAUCUAAUAUUUUUUUUCUUACAGGUUGGUCUGGGUAUAUAUGGGCUACACCUCCCAAAUUUCUUUCUGGUAAAAACAUAAUUUAAAAUAUCAGUAUAGAAGCUUCCAUAGGAAAGAGACAGUAUUUGUUGUCAUCAGCUUAAUUUUAAAUGGUCUUCAAAAAAAGAGUAUAAAAAGGCUCUUGGAUAUGGAUUAAUAAUUGAUUCUUUGUGCAAUGCUUGCUAACACUAAAAUAAAAAAUAAAAAAUCAGCUGAAGCUGGCAAGGAUUUUAGAGAGGCCACUGUGUGCUGCUUAGUCUUCUGUUGUGCUUCACUGCUUUUAUCUGUUCUCAGGUUGUUUGCACAAUCUUGCUGUGCCCAAGGGUUUUGUGUCAGAAUAAUUGCCUUAUUUUUGCAAGCAGGCAACGCGAAGCUUCUUAUUGGGUGCAAAUGGUAAAAUUUUCAGGGAACACUGUUUCUGAGUGAGGCUGAUUUCCCCCUCGCCCUGGCUACCCUAUCUCUUAGUUUUGCAUAUUAAGAUACCAGGAAAUGUAAAAAUCCACCUUGUACUGAUACAUUAUUUACCUUCUAGCAAGCUUAAUGUGAACAGCAAUGGGAUUAAAACAAAAUUAAGGGAAUUUUAGCUUUGAAUCUCAAGAACUACAAUGUUCCAGUCACAGAACAGACCCUUUCUAUCUACUCCUGCCUUCUGCAGCCUACUUUGCCCCACCCCCAAGCUGCGCUUGAGUGUCAGAGCGGCAUCUGGAAUAGGAUUUUUAUUUAUUUGCACAUUUGAUGAGGCUUGGGGGAGGAAUAACAGGCAAGGCACGUCAGCAGAAAUCCAAGAGCUUGCAUAAACUCAUAUGAUCAUAGAAUUUGCUUUAUUCUAGAUCUAGGGUGUGUAAAAUAGAUUUAUUUAUUUAUUUAGUGCAAAUUAUGCUUCACAUAAUUUGGAUGCCAAUUUCUUAAUCUCUCUAAAUAAACUGAAAUAAUUACAGUACAUCUUGUUAGUUCUUGGUCUUUGUGGCUUAAUGUCUUUAUUUCUCAAUCUGUGGGGGAAAUGGAAGGGAUAUGUGGAAAUCGUUGUCUUAGAUGUGGAUUUGGUUCCUUCCAAAUAAUGUUGCAAUAGAAGAGGAACAUUCAUUAUAGUUUUAUUCCAGCAUUGAUUCUGACAUUCUGAGACCUUUCUGGUUACUCACUUCAAUAAGCUGUCAAGUUAAAACUGUGUCCUUUUUUGCAACAUUCACACUUGCCAUGAUCAGUUGCAUUUAUAGAAAAGAGGAUCUUUCUCUUUACAUGUUCUGCACUCAAAAUGUUCUGAAGGACUUACCAUAUUGAGCUUUGCAUAUUUUGCUAAUUUUACAAUAAAUUUGUGGUGAGUGGGAAAAGUGUUAAGUGUUUGCAUUAUUUAGUGAUGACAUUGUAACGGUCCUCUUAUUUUUUGUUUUUUUCCUAGGACCGGAAUCGGCCCUAUGAUACUUUUAACUUGCACUCUUUGGAAAAUUCAUUAAUGGAUAUGAUAAGGACUGAUCAUGAGCCUCUUAAAGGUAAACACUACCCUCCCAGUGGCCCACCAAUGAGUUUCGCUGAUAUAAUGUGGAGGAAUCAUUUUACAGGUUAGGAAUAUUCAUAUGUUCAUACUCACUUUAAAAGAAAACAGCUUUUUUGCUGCAAUAACAUUUGUUAUACUUUUUGCUAGUAACAAAUUGUUAAUAUGUUUUAUGCUACUCUUUGACUUAAAAAUCUCAGUUAGCUAAUUAAGCAUAUAGUGUGGUUAAUGAUGCAACUGGAUGCUAAAUAAUCAUGAUUUCUUUAGAGGACUUUUUUUCUUUUACAAAAAGAUCUUAGGCUUUCAGCUUCUAAUUUUUAAAUCAAUGAAACCUGCGAAACUGAUAAUCCAGUUAUUCUGUUAUGAAAUGGGUUGCUCAUAUUUUCAAGUGGUUGUUUAAAUAUCUACCCAUAAUUAUCAUGUUUCCAAUGUGGAUACAAAUCUCAAAUGGUUUGGAAUUAGGGGAAAGAAAGAUUACAUUUUUAAAAAAUCACUUCUUUGGUUGCGAUAAUGAAAUAUUGAUAUCUCUUCAGCUGAGAAGACCAGGCUGUUCUUUCAGCUCCAGUGAUAAAGAUUAAACUACUCCUAGCACUCAUAAUAAAUUAUGUGAGUGAGUGGUUUGGGCAGCUUUUAGUUUAAUAAUUCAUACUAAUGUCUACUUCAACAUCAGUCUCGCCAGUCUUUAGCUAAAUGUGCCAUAUAGCUUUUAGGAAUUACUUAACAGAGAGCAAUGGAUUUUGUUGAAAAAAUAUUAUCACAGAUAUUUAGUGCACAAAUUUUGAGCAAUAUCUAAUUGCUUAUCAAACUUUGGAGAUCAAUCAGUUAGUCUUGAGCAUGGGACAGAAUGUCUGGGAUCUAGACUGAUCUUGUAUUUAACUGUCCAGAUGGAGCAGAAAAUGAAUUUGCAUUCAUUCCAAGCUCCAUGGGACACCUAGGAUAUAUUGGAGGUCAAAAUCAUCAAUUCAGGUUGGUUGUAGGAAGGCUGAAGACUGGGCAAGUGAAUAUGGGAACUGGUACUCAGAACAGUGAAGCGUUUUCAUCUUUCAGCCUUUUAAUUCCAGUGAAGUUCAGAAUGCAAGCCUCAAGUAAAGAUCCUGUUAAAAGGAUUCACUGCAUUGGAAUUACUUGUUCAGCUGAAGUGAACUAUUCCUGCAAUGCCAUUUUGACCAAAUGUUUUAUUUACACUUGCUUCCCACAAUAUUUGCUGUUUUACUUCACAAUGAUAUGCCAUGAAUUUCUCCCUAAACCUAGUAAUUUUACUUGCAAAAUAUCAUAGAACUGAAUUCAUAGAAUUGAAUGCAUAAACUUGGUUGAAAACAUUUACUGUAUUUCUGUGAUGUCACAUAACUCAAGUAUAGUUUUAGGACAUGCCAACAUAAUGACAUUAAACAAUAUUGUGCCAAUGCAGUGUGUAUCGGUGGCUAGGAUAUGGUGGUAUUUGCUAAUCAGUGGGCUCUAAAAUCACAAGGAGCACACUCUAUGUUAUUAAGUUAGUGUGGUAGCUCAGCUACCUGCUUCUUCAGGUGGUAUAUAACACCAUCCAAAGAAGGCAACUGUCCAAUUAUCUGGCCUCAGGAAGUGCUCAUCUACAGUGCCUUCACCUUGCCAGGAUUCAGACUGGUUAUUUUUCUUCCUCCAGCCCACCACUGAAUCCAGGCACUGGUCUGGGCUUGUAUGUCCUUUUCCGAUUCAGAUAGCUUUAGUGCCCCUUGAUAUUUACUAACUAACCUAAUUAAAAACAUUGCUGUGGGGAAAUGGCAGCCUGAGUCAGCAGACUAGUUAGACUGUGAUCAAGCUUCCAUGACAUUAUUUGGGAAUCCAAGUGUAAGUUCUUGUGUUUGAAUGCCACCCCCCCCCAAAUCUUUGACUGAUAGGUUUGGAAGGCCAAGUUUGAGGAACUUUCAGUUGCAUGUGUUGGCCUCAGAUUGGAUAAUUAUGAUGCUGGAAAGAUGUAGCUUUAACCUUCUCUUUGUUAUCUUACAAACCAGCCACCCAAAUGGCACCACAUGAGCCUGUUUUCUUUCUGUUCAACAUUAUGUGCUUUCUGUAUGUUUCUAAAAACAAUUGGCUAGCUUUCUUCUUUUUUUGAGGGAAUAACUGGGGGGGGGGGUGGUUUCUUACAGAAGAAAACUACAUAUACCUGAGCUUAAUGGGAACUUAGACCUUUACAGCACACCUGUGCCUCUGAAAUGCUCCCCCACAAAAAAACAUUCCUGCACAUAGACAGCAAGUGUGCCAAGAAAAAGACCCCUGGAAAUGGUUUCCCGUGGACACAGACAUACAUAAGAAAGAUUUGAGUAUUGUACUCGACCUCCUAUCAGCCCCAGCCAGCAUGACCAGUGAUGAUGGGUGUUGCAGUCCAGCAACAUAUAGAAGACCACAGGUUUCCCAUUCCUGCUUUUGUCUCUGGUGCAGUAUGGCCUAGGUGCUGCUGUGUUAUAACAAACGUCAUAACAAACAGUCCUCCUACAUAUCUUGUAAAGGCAGUACUAGAAAAAGUAACAUCAGAAUUAACCUAAAUACUCAGUCUGAAGUUGCAGUACACUUAUUUGUCCUUGAAUAAAACCAUGUGACCUGUCUCUGCAGGGGUAACAUGAGAUGUAUUCUAUGUCUCAAGGACUGAUUUACUUCACAUAUAUGUGUGCCAGAUGCGUGAGGCAGCUUUUAAUGGGCUGUUAUGAUGUCAAACUCAGUAGAUAUUUGUACAUACAGUGUUCCAGUACUCCCUAUUAGGCAUAAAAAUCAAAUGCAUGUUUGAAGAAACAUGGAAAGUUGAUAAAAACCUGUGCAUAUACAUUCUAGUCUCCAUCCUUUUCUAAAGGGGUGUCUUUUAGCUUGGGAGUCUUUCACAGAGACUAGUUGCAGAAAGGCAAGAAAAAGUGCAGUGUAGGCUUGUGAAUUGGAGGACUAGUUUUGGUAGAAAGGUGGGAUAAAAAUAAUUUGAAUAAUAAAGCUGGCUUUAGUAUUGGUCUACCAACUGGACCUUAAACAAGUAUCUGAGAUGUUUUGGAAUUUUCGUAGCAAAUGUAUCAAACUAUGAUGAAAUAAGAGGCAUUUGGGGAAAGUCUGUAGCAGUCUGUGCAGUAAAAAUAUGCUGGUCUUUCUGCUACAAUAAACUAUUGUGUUUGAAAAUAGACGAUAUGAAUGUGUGCUAGCCAGUUCAGUUGUCCUUCUGCCAGAUAAAUGAAUCUUGGAAGGUCUGCUUCAUAGCCAUUAAGUCUUUUCAGAUAAAAUGUCAGCUUGCCACUGGGCACUGUGAACAGCUCUCAACACCUAUUAUUUUAUGAAGUGUCCUCCUGACUUGACUUCUGGUUCUAUUCUUUAUACAAUUGUGCCUGAGUAUAGCACUGAUCUUGCUGAGCCUGUUGCCUUCUCUGGAACACAAUUCCCACUAGUCAAGUUUACAUACUGAGACAGAAUCUUUGCUGCAACUUAUGUUAAAUGAAUUGCCCAUGUCUCUUAACUGUUGUGUUAAAGACCUAGAAGUCAUAGGAAGCAGCUUUGUAUGAUAACAUAUAUCACCAUAUAGAAGCUUUUAUUCUUCUGGAACUAAAGGUCUUUUCCAGCUGCUUGGCAAACCUAAUUCAACACCAUAUAUGUCUUAAUAAUCCCAAAGGCCAGAGAAGAGCAAUUAAGGUCUUAUCAUAAGCUGACCAGUUAUGACAUAGUUAGUUUAGACAGUAACAAUUCAGUAUUUACUAUUGUUUUUAACAUAAUAAUUAUAAUUAUAAUUAUUUAUUAGAAAAGACUUGAUCAUCAUCGUUGGCCACCUGCUGAUGGAAGCAUGUGGACCACUGGUUCCAUAUCUGAAUCUGCAUUUGUGAAGUGGGGUGGGGGAACUGAGUAUCAUGUCCUUGAUGUGUAUGCUUUGUUACUUAGUCCAGUGGGCACAUUAUAAAUUGCCCUUUGCUCUGAACAGAUGCAAUUGUCUACCAGCCAUCACUAUUGUUAAACUGUAGCAGAUAGGUUUUCUAAUAAAUUAUAGAGUCGUAAAAUGUAUGUUUUUUAAAAAGUCUGGUGAUGUUUAUUUUUAUUUUCGCUGAGUCAUGUACCGUAUUUUUCGCUCCAUAAGACACACCUCCCCCCCAAAAAGUAAGGGGAAAUGUGUGUGUGUGUUAUGGAGCGAAUGCAGGUGGGAGGCUCUUGCUGGAGCCGUGCGCUCUUUAAAGAGCUGCGCCUAGCAUGUGUGCGGCUCUUGUGGGCUUGCUCUGCUGGCUUCUCAGCGAAGUGGGAGGAGGGACGGAAGGAGCUCCAUGUAAGGGCUCCCUUUCAUCCCUCAUCCCACUUUGCUGGGAAGCCAGCAGAAGAAGAGGCACUGCGCAGCUAUAACUCUUGCUCUGCUGGCUUCAGUGAGAGCUGUGCAGCAGGAGAAGGGACGGAAGGGUUUAAAGCAAGAAAAGCGAGAGCCGCUUACAUGCUCUGCGCAGAAUAUAUUUUUUCUUGCUUCUCCCCUCUAAAAACUAGGUGCAUCUUAUAGUCAGGUGCAUCUUAUGGAGCGAAAAAUACGGUAGUUGUUUUGCUCAGCAAUAUUGACACUGCUGGUGAUUCUUGUUUAUUGUAGUUCUCUGCAUUAUUGAGAACCAGGCAGCUGAAGGGCAUCGUGAUAAAGAUAAUGUUAAGGGAAUGAAAUUCAGUAUUCCUGUAGGAAUGCACGAGUUCUCUAACCCAAAUCCAGUCAGCUGAGGUCACGUGGCUGGAAUUACACAGUUGGCUGCUAACUCUUUUUGGCUCAGUACCGCUGGGACUGCCUGCUAAAAAGCAAAAACUAAAGAGGGCAUUGUGUGCUGCAACAUAAUGUUUACAUAAAGUGUGUUUGAAGUCUCUCUGUUUAGAAUAUUUCAUUUAUGAAGAAGAAUGACCUCUUAGAACUUUAGAAUAUUUUGGGGGGGUUUUCAGGUACUGUGAGCCAAAUACAAGUUCUGAGGCAGUCAAAGUUGGUUGUUUUACCUUCCCUAUCUAUGGGGAAUCUGAAGUCCAAUAUAAUAUUGUACACCUUUUAAAACCAGUUUGCAUACCUUAUUUAAGCCAUUUAAAAAGUUUUCUAUUUAAAUAUACUGUAAAUAUACUUAAAUUCCACAUAGAUUCCUUUAAAAUAUAAGUAGUAAUAUUUAAAUUAUAAUAUAUAUAGAAGUAUUACUGGUCAACAUAGCAAUUUAUUUUCCAAAACCUUGAGUUUUUCAAGGCUGUACCCUUCAUGCUGAUGGCAGAAGUUUAGAACUAUCUUGUUGAUAAAAUUUCAGAUGCAGUACUUCUACCAUAGAUUUAAUCAGAAUAUAUAUUUUUAAUCUGGUAGGCAAUGUAUGUGUAACUCAUUCGUGCUAAUAUCUAAACUUGACAUUUUUUAGGAGUAGGUGGACAGGUAGAUGUUGUUAUUUUCUUUUAUUUUUGAAGAAUUUGCAGUCUUUCAAUCUGCUUUCUCUCAUGUUGUUAAGCACAACAGCUAUUUUCCUACCAUUGUACACUGGCAUGAAUUAUUUUCCUCCUGUGCUUUAAGCUGCUUGAAGCCUUCAAGUAAAGUAGAAGUGGGAUUUGACCCAUCUUACCAUUACUGCCUAUGUUCUCUUAAAGUUAAACAUAAUGAGAAACUUGAUGCACAUGAAAUUGUUCACUCUUACCUUAGUGCCUCUGGGGUGGAGAACUAUGGUCCGACUUACAAUGCUAAUACUGCAGUUUCUCUUGAGCCAUGCUUAUACUGAAUCAUAGUUUUCACCAUAGGAAGUUUUCUAUCUGAACAACACCUUUGUCAAAGAAAAAAUAGAAUAUGUGAUCUAUAGUAGAGGACAUCAGCUAAUACAGAUACUAUAAUCAUUUUCAAAAAUCCAAUUUUGUUCCCUAGUAGUUCUUGAAAUAAACCUAAUGAUUUAAGUAGGGCUACUGAGAAUAAUAAAAUGUUCAAAUCUUAAACUGGCAAAAAAAAGUUCUGGUCUCUACUGGAUACAAAUGGCUGCUUAUAACUCGGCACUUCGUUUUGGCAUUUUCUAAUGGAUCUUCCUCCUCUACCUUUUCUCAUCACUUCCCUUUUUUAAUCUUUUUUAAGCUUGUAAGCAUGACGGCAGGGCUUGUGUCUCAUUUUGCCAACAGAUGUGAGCCUCUUUGGCAGACCUUUGUCCGAAAUGUGGGAAAUAAAUGAUUCAGACUUCAUGCAAUUAAGCACGUGCCUUGUGGUGAAUUAAAGUUGCCCCAAGUAAUUGCAUGCAGGCCCAGCACUGAGGGAGAAUACAGGCACUGUUGGCACAGCUCUCUGCUAUGCUUUCUUGGUCAGGAAAAUCCUGUCCCCACACCACCUCCCAGUGGCGAAGCUGCAUGCUCCAGCACUGGGGGCAGAAAGCAGGUGGGGGCGUGUCCCGGGGGCGUAGCAUGCCACCCAUGGGGGUGUGGUGUGCGUCCUGGGGGCACACAGUGCGUGCCUGCGGGGGUGUGGCGCCUGGCACGGUGGGGGUGUGUGCAGCGGGCGUCCAGGACACAGCCGCGAUGGUACUCCCCCGAUGGUGCUGGGGGUGGUGCGCUCCCCCCUUUCCUCCACCAGUGCCUCCUCCCUGGCCAGAAAAAUAGGGAGACCAAAGCCAGAGAAGUUGAAUGAGGGGAAGAGUAAGUGUUAUUGACCCAGUCAGGGUUGGCAAUAACUGCCCUGUCAUGAUUUGCAAGCUGAAUACCGUACAUGAUGCAAACAUUUCAACUGGUAUACUUAAAGUUACUUUGUCCUUAACCACUUUGAACUUGAAACUGAAAAUAUCAACCAAAAAACACAGCUGUAUUUGUAUUAGUUUCAGUCAGACGUUAUUACUACUGUAGUCUUCUCCCUAAAAGCUAAGAUUCUUGGUUACAGCUAAACUAAAACACAGAAUGCUGACUAAUAUUAUAUGUUAUUGAGAUAUUUUUGAAACAGCAGUAAUUACUAAUUCUAUUGCUGAUCAACUUCUCAAACAAAAUUUAAUGCGAAGUAUUUCAGUUUUAAGCUAUUCACUCAAGGAGCUGAAGACCGAAACGAUCAUGUGUACUUUCCUAUUUAGAGCUCUUAGUAUUGUAAGAACAAGUAUGCGUGGCUGCUCAUACAAUUUGACAUUUUUGCUUUUCUGGGAAGGUAGUUGUCAAGAGAAACUUAAAAAUAGAAGGCAAAGGGCAGGUGACAAAAUGUCACACAGGCAGCACCUAGCAGAGUGACUGAAUGAACACAUACACACACCCCAGAUGUCACACUCUUGAUUCUAUUUUUAUAUCUGGUUGAAUAGCACAAUUCCAGCCUCAGCAAAGGAAAGGAGGAGAGAGAUUAAAUAUGCAUUGAGAGCCAUAAUUCAUAGCAUGCUCAUUUAUUCACUCAUAUCUAACCAUAAAACAAUUUAAAUGGUUGGGUAACCUUUUAUUGCAGUCAUUAUGCUGAUAACUAUUUUGGCAGACAUUUGUGUGCCAUAUGGGAUUCUUCUGCAGACAUAGCUAGAGAUUAGAUUGGAUUCACAUGCUGUUUCUUGCUUGGGUAGUGUGCAUGCCUCCCUUCGGGGAAUGGGUGAUUGCAUAUUGGGUAUAGGGCUACCCUACUAUACCACAGUGAGAAGUCAAUAUAUAACUUGCUUGUUAUUCUUGGAAAUGGAUAUCCCAUGAAUGAAUAUGAAACAACGUGGGUAGCAAAUUCCAGUGAAGGUGCCUUUUUUCUCCUUCCAAUGUCAAGUGAGGCUUCUAUUAAGAUUUUUUAAACUGCCCUGCAUUGACUUGAGUUCCUGAAGAAGCUAUUUAAGAGCUUGCUAUAACACUUAGGGUGGUGGUAGAAUGACUGGGCUGAUGAAAAGUGCAAGAUCUAAGCCUUUAUCUAUGUCUUAACCUUUAUAUUGUACUUGUCUGUUAUUUGAGUCUGUAUUCCAGAGUUUAUGUAACUCUGUGUCAACAGCUUGCUAUUUAUUUUGGUGGAUUGAGUUAAAAACAACAACACUAAGAUUGAACUAGCUAGAAUUCAUUUAGGAUCUCAACUGCUAUUUUGGGGGUGGCAGUUUAUAAUUAAAACCAGUUGAUAUAUAGCCCUCUAUGGUACAUACAGCAGCGUGACCAUACCCAAGCACAGUCUCCUGAAUAUGUUAACCAUAUUCUUAUUAUCUCGUUUUCUGGUUCUGGCACGCUACUGUUGUCACCGUGGGUGGUAACCAGAAAUUAUUUCACAGGCUGGCUUGAUCAGGUCAGCCUUUCAAAUAAGUUCACAAGAAGUUACAAAUGUGUAGUCCUCUUCAGGUGUAUUAAUUGUGGGGGUUUGGAGCAAUAGCAAGCAUUUAUGUAGCACUUUAGAGUCUUCAGAACACUUCACAUACGUGAUCUUGCUACAUGCACCCAAUAAGGUAGGCUAAUAUCAUCCUCAUUUUGUAGAGGAAAUUUUCAGAUUGAGGGAAGAUGGUUUGGCUUGCCUAAUAAUAAUAAUAAUUAUUUAUUAUUUAUACCCCUCCCAUCUGACUGGGUUUCACCAGCCACUCUGGGCGGCUUCCAACAAAGUACAGUGGUGCCCCGCAAGACGAAUGCCUCGCAAGACGGAAAACUCGCUAGACGAAAGAGUUUUCCGUUUUGGAGGUGCUUCGCAAAACGAAUCUGCUAUGGGCUUGCUUCGCAAGACGAAAAUGUCUUGCGAGUUCCUGCGUUUUUUUUUUCCUUUCCCCCCUCUUUUUCUAAGUCGCUAAGCCGCUUAUCUGCUUAUCCGAUAAGCUGAUAAGCUGCUAAAAGCCGCUAAAAGCCGCUAAUAGCGCUAAUCCGCUAAUCCGUCAAUGGGCUUGCUUCGCAAGACAAAAAAACCGCUAGACGAAGAGACUCCCAGAACGGAUUCUUUUCGUCUUGCGAGGCACCACUGUAUUAAAAUACAGUGGUCUGUUAUACAUUAAAAGCUUCCCUAAACAGGGCUGCCUUCAGAUGUCUUCUAAAAGUCUGGUAGUUGUUCUUCUCUUUGACAUCUGGUGGGAGGGCUUUCCACAGGGUGGGUGCCACUACCGAGAAGGCCCUCUGCCUGGUUCCCUGUAACUUGACUUCUUGCAAUGAGGGAAGCGCCAGAAGGCCCUCAGCUCUGGACCUCAGUGUCCGGGCAGAAUGAUGGGGGUGGAGAUGCUCCUUUAGGUAUACUGGACCGAGGCCGUUUAGGGCUUUAAAGGUCAGCACCAACAAUUUGAAUUGUGCUCGGAAACAUACUGGGAGCCAAUGUAGAUCUUUCAAGACCAGUGUUAUGUGGUCUCAGCGGCCGCUCCCAGUCACCAGUCUAGCUGCCGCAUUCUGGAUUAGUUGUAGUUUCCAGGUCACCUGGUAGCCCCACAUAGAGCGCAUUGCAGUAAUCCAAGCGAGCGAUAUCUAGAGCAUGCACCACUCUGAUGAGACAGUCCGCAGGCAGAUAGGGUCUCAGCCUGCGUACCAGAUGGAGCUGGUAAACAGCUGCCCUGGACACAGAAUUGACCUGCGCCUCCAUGGACAGCUGUGAGUUCAAAAUGACUCCCAGGCUGCGCACCUGGUCCUUCAGGAGCAUAGUUACUCCAUUCAGGACCAGGGAGUCCUCCACACCUGCCCACCUCCUGUCCCCCCAAAACAGUACUUCUGUCUUGUCAGGAUUCAACCUCAAUCUAUUAGCCGCCAUCCAUCCUUCCAAGUCUCGAGCGGCCCCUUGUAAGGUUGUGUUGGGGUGGAUGUUAAAAUCCCCUAGGACAACCAAACUAGGUGUCUCCAGAACAUCCGCCACAACCUGAAGCAGCUCGGGCAGGAAAUCCUUUGUGCAGCGGGGAGGUCGGUACACCAAAAGGAAUCCUGUACUGCCCCUAUUGCCCAACUUCCAGAACAUGCACUCAGAGAACUAGGUCUUCCCAAUAAGACACCUAGUGCAAACUAAUGACUUCCUAAAAAUCACUGCAACCCCCCCCCCCGCCUACAAGGCCUGGGUUGCUGUGCGUAAGAGAAACCUGGUGGACAAGCAGCAGCAAGAACAGGCCCAUCUGCUUCAUCCAACCAAGUCUCUGUUACACAUGCCAGGUCAAGUCCUCCAUCCACGAUCAAGUCAUGGAUGGCAGUGGUCUUAUGAAUCAUUGACCUGGCAUUGCACAGCAGCACCUUCAGGUCAUGUGGGUAUCCCUUGCUGAUUCCAGUAUCCGUCCGGACAAGACCAGACCCAGAGGCAGGGAUAGUCCUCAAAUAACGACUAAACCUGCCUCCUCGAUAAUGACAUGGUCUGGUCUUAGCGUAACUCCUCCUCCUACCCGUGAUUACUGAGAUCGGUUGUCCCAGUGCAUCUGCCUUGCCCCCCCCCCCCCGUGGAACCUGCCCCAGACAUUUUGUUGGCUGGGACCCACUCCUAGGCAGCCCUGACCCCUCCCCUUAAAACAAAAUAAAACCUAUGUAAAAACAAAACAACACAAUAAAACAAUAAAAACCAAAAACAGUAAAAAUUACAAACGUACCAAAAUUAAACACCAGCUGAGUUCAUGGUAGGCAAGAUUCAAACUAGAAAAUUUCUAGUUUAACUGUCUCUUAAUUUGCAAAAAUACAGCAUACUGCUAUUGCAGUCCUCUUUCAAACACUACACAAGUUUUAGUGAAUCAAAGAGGGUCACAAAAGUUGCCAGAAGCAAGGCAGAGAGAGGAUUCUUUAUACUAACAUCUUGAUGGUCUCCAAGCAUUUUCUGCAUUGCAGUGGGUUGGACUAAAUGACUCUUGGGGUCUCUUCCAACUCUACAAUUCUGUGAUUCUAAGCUAUGUGCCUCAAGGAUGCUUCUGCUUCUUUUCAGAAAAAUGGAAGAAGGGAUUUAUUUCUGUCUUAACUGUCAGCAUCCCAUUAAGCAGGCACUGAACAUCUGUGGGUUGUCUUCUUCUUUCCAGUGAUUUAGUAGAGGUGGAGUUGACAGUAACAAGCGACAAUCCAAUAGGCUGAAAUCAUGAGAAUUCUUCAGGUGUUCCUUUCUCCACACUAUUAGCAUUGCAUUGAGGAGGAAAUGGGGGCCAGCCAUACUCACGGAAGGGGAUGGUGAUGGAGGAGAGUGCUUUUCCCCACUUCCUCCUGAGUGCAAUGUAAUUGUGUCAAGAAAGGAACACUUGAAGAGGGCUUCUGUGAGAGUUUUUAUCAGCAGUUCUAUCUUGCUGAGCUAGUGAAGAGGGACAAAUACUUUCCUUUCUAGGGUUCAAGAUUUUGUUUAAGGUGUUAGUUACUUGCUAUAACUAAAUAAUUUAAAUUAUUGAAUUGCAUAGUUGAAGAAUAAUAACAAUAUAAUAAUUAAUAUUAUAGUGUUACAUAAAUAUUUUAGCAGCGGAACAGCCCUGGUUGGUUUGAUGGCUGUCACCUUUAUCAGGAGAGAGAUGGCAACAAUGCAACCAUGCUGGCACUCCCUGAUGUGUCAGCACGCUUGACACUGCUGACCAUGUUGUCCUUCUGCAACAACUCAGGGGUUUGGGAGACACUCUGUUAAAGAGGUUCUGCUCCUGUCUGUGGGGUCACUACCAGAAAGUAGCAUCAAGGGUCUGUUGCCCUGCCCCAUAGUUUUGGGGCUAUUUAGCUAUGCUGAUAUUUAUGAAAUGAUUGGGAGUUGUCAUCUGGGUAUUUGGAUCAUGGUGUUAUUGGUAUGCUGAUGACCCACAGCUCUCUUCCCAUUCCAUCUGAAUCUGGAGAGGCUGUGAAGGUGUUGGAGUAGUGCCUGGAAGCAUGAUGCACUGGAUGGAGGCCAAUAAACCGAAGCUCAGUUUUAGUAAGGCAGAUGAGCUGUGGGUGGCUGGUUCCUAUGUCUUGUAAUUAAGUGAAUGACCUGCUUUGGGAGGGGUUGCACUUCCUCUGCAGGCACAGGUUCAUAAUUUGGGAGUACUCAUGGAUUCCAAUCUGUCACUGAAGUCUCAAAUACAUUCGGUGACUUGGAAUGCUUAUGCCCAGCUUAAGCUACUUUGUCAGCUGUUGCCAUUCCUAAAUAGUGAUAGCUUGGUCUCAGUACUUCAUGCUGUAGUAAUCACCAGUCUGGACUACUGCAGUGUGCUCUACAUGUAACUGCCCUUGAAGAUAGUCCAAAAGUGGUAUGUGAUACAAUAAGAACCCCCCCCCCAAAUAUGCUUUAUAUUGUUUUUAUAAUUAUUUAUUGUUUUGUUUGCUGCUCUGGACUUCUUUGGGGUUGGUUGGGAUAAAAUAAUACUAAAUGAUUAACAUAGGUCUGUCAUGUUAAUAAUUUAAAAAGUGUAAGUCUGAACUGAAAUACUACAUUUAAUUAAAUUAAUAAAGUGAAAUUGGCAGUGUUUAAAGUUCCUCUGAUCUUCCCCUUCCAUUUUUUUUGUUUUUUAGCAAAUAGAAUGCAUAAUUACUAUUAAACAUUCUUAUAGAGAAGUAUAUAAAAAGCAAAUCUUUUCUAGUUUCAUUACCAUUUUUUACACAUUUGUGAAAUCUAGCAUUGAAAAGUAGCCUACCGAACAUAAAAUAUGAUGCCAAAAUGUUCUAUUUUUUAGGUCGUAUGGGUAUAAAUUUUCAUCAUCCAGGAACAGAUAACAUUAUGGCUCUCAAUAGUAAGUUUACAUUUAUCUUCUUAUAAUGCAGUUUAUAUAAUUUGGCUAUACGCAAUAUGCUUUUAAAUAUUUGUCUUUUGGGUACCGUGAAGAGAAAGGAAAGGAAAAAUAGAUGAAAUAGAUGAAAAGUCUAUGUACAUUUAAUCAGUCUCUAUUGCUACUAUCAUGUGAAACAAAUAACAGAACACAUCUAUGGACACAGGUAAUAUUUGAUCAGAUGCUGAUUUUGUGGAGAUCCCUUAUAAAAUCAUGAGGAUCCAUAAUAAUCUGUGCCUUAUAUACAUGUUCCCAUGGCAGUGCUGGAAAUAACAGAUCUGUGAUUUUUGACAAUGCAAUCAAUGGAGAUGGAUGUGAUUUGAGAUUUGAUGGUAAUUAUUGGUCGUGUGUAAAAUAAAAAUGCAGCUUUGAGAGGAUGUUUUGCUGAAUCUCUUAUGCAUGUCUCACCUCUCUUUCUCUGACUCCUGCGGAGCAGCAUUUUCCUGCUCCCAGUUUUUUUUAAAAAUAUUUUUUUAAGGAUUUUCUUGUUUUACAGAAGUGUAGUGCCUCGUAUUUUUUUUUUCAUGUAACAUUUUUACAAAUCCGUUUCAUUUGUUGAGGCAUUAGGGGGAGAAGGAAAAAGAAAAAAGACAGGGGGUGGAGAGAGGGAAGAUGGAUGGGGGUGGGGUCGGGUGGCGGUGUUUCUAUUAUGUUUAAUGUAUGUAGAGUUUGGUGUCAGCGUUGCUUGUGUUGUUCACUUGUGUUCCUUUGGUGGUGAGAGAGGUUGGGGUUGGCCUAGGGUGUGAUUGUUUGCUUGUGAUUGGCUGUGGUGAUCUUUGUUAGUUUUCCAGAUUGUCCCCCUUUAUACUUAAUCCUUUCUCAGUCAUUCCACUUUCUGUUCUGCUGCUCAUCUGAUUCUUGAAAAGCAAAUAGAGCUAACAGACGAAGUAGACGUACCCAUUGUUCUGGCAUCAUCAUCACUUUGAGCAUAACUUGCGGAAAGGCUUCAUUCAAAACAUUAUAAUUAAGAACAAUGAGCCUUCAUUUUCUUGUGCUUUGCAAACGUGGGGAGGGGGAUAGUCACCUUUGCCAUCUCACGACAAAUGGGGCUCUGAGUGGGAGAGGGCUCAGAGGCUUUGCAGGUGCCAGAGGAAGUCCUCAUGGGUGUCGUUGAGCCCAUGGACGCCAUGCUGGUAACCCCAACUUAAAAACCUCUCCCAAAACCAGUAGUACGGGACUGUGGAAUGAACUCCCUGUUAUAGCUGUCAACUUUUCCCUUUUCUUGCGAGGAAUCCUAUUCGGAAUAAGGGAAUUUCCCUUUAAAAAAGGGAAACGUCGACAGCUAUGCUCCCUGUCCUUCCCUGGAGGUUUUUAAGCAGAAGUUAGAUGACCAUUUGUCAUGGAUGCUUUAGUUGAGAUUUCUGCUUUGUAGGGGGGGGAUGACUCGAUAACCCUCAGGGUCCCUUCCAACUCUACAGUUUUAAGAUUCUAUGUGAGGCCAAGGAGUGUCUUUCUACUAUGUCACCUCAUUCACUUAGACCAGUAUAUGCAGGUCCCACUAUCUGCACGCUUGCUAUCUGAAAGAUCAGUUAUCCACACUUAAAGGAUUAUGCCCAAAUCUCACUCAGCAGGUUCACCUAUCCGAACAGCUGACUUCCUUCCUUACUUCCUUGUUUGUUCGUGCUUUGUUGGUUGGCAGCAGCCAUUUCCCAGAAGAAACCAUGGAGAGAGGAAAAGGGGAGCGAGAUCAGACAAAUCAGAGAGCAGGAGAGAUUGGACAAAUCAGGGUUUUUUAUAUACUGUAUAUUUAAAAACUUUAUCUCUCUUUUGCUGAUUGGCUGCAGCCAUUUCAGGAACAAACCCGGGGGGGGGGGGGACAAGAGCGGACAAAUCCCGCUUUAGAAAUAUUUCCAUAGGAAAUAAUAGAAAUUGUGGAUAUGUUAUGUGAAGGCUUGCCGAAUGAAAAAUUUCCAGGUAAUGAAUUGUGUUCAGUAAGCAGGACCUGCAUGUGCAAUGCAGUACCUUUUUUAAUGUAGUGAAACAUUUUGGGCUUCAGCAGCCUGAGAAUUAUGCCCUGUUCAGGUCUUUAACUCUAAUACCAUAUGUUGGGAAGGCAAGAACAGUAGCUUUACAAUACUUGUUUAUUGGUUAGUGAAGGGCAUUCUACAUAUGCUCAAAGACACACGUUUAUUCACACCAGAAUAUUGCAGCAUGAUGGUUUUCAGUGACUAAAGGAAAAACAUGGCUGAUGAUUAAAUUCCUUCUGGCCUUCCUCUUCCCUUGCUUAGCAGCUAGCUUUUGUGGUAUAGCUUUUGUGGUAUGUCUAGAUGUUGUGGCACUACCAUAGCCAGAAUGCCAAGUUGUCAGGGUUGCUGGGAGCUGUAGUUCAACAUCACAUUGACUAUCUCUGUCUUAACAUAAAAAGGCAAAGGGACCCCUGACCAUUAGGUCCAGUUGCCGACGACACUGGGGUUGCAGCGCUCAUCUUGCUUUAUUGGCCGAGGGAGCCCAGCAUACAGCUUCUGGGUCAUGUGGCCAGCAUGACUAAGCCGCUUUUGGUGAACCAGAGGAGCGCACGGAAAUGCCAUUUACCUUCCCACCGAAGCGGUACCUAUUUAUCUACUUGCACUUUGACAUGCUUUCGAACUGCUAGAUUGGCAGGAGCAAGGACCGAGCAACAGGAGCUCACCCCGUCGUGGGGAUUCGAACUGCUGAUCUUCUGAUCGGCAAGCCCUAGGCUCUGUGGUUUAACCCACAGUGCCACCCGUGUCUUAACAUAGUUCUGAGGUAAUUCCCCACUGUAAACAGGGACAGCAGCAAAAUAGUAUCCAAGAGAUGUCUCUCUAAUGUUCUGCCCAAAGGUUACCAAUAUCACCCUAUUGUAGUUACAGGCCACAUAUUAAAUGUUCUAUAAUUUUAGCUAAGCUCCAUUGUGAGAGUAAAUAUUAGGUUUUCAAAAGGAACUGAUCCGUUUGUUCUUAAACCUACUUCAGAAUCCAAUGCUAGACAUGUUUCAGGGAAUGAGGCCCUUGGAGGCUGACCUCAUCAUUAGAACAGAGUCACACUAAUAUACAAAAUCUCUAUUGCAGGAUAUAUUUUAGUAACAUGAAUGUGUUCUGUAACUACACACAGAUCUGGUUAACAUGUAAUGCUAAGCCAAACCAAGGCUUAGCACAAAUGAGCAAACAUGCUGGAUCUCAGAGAGAUUUCAGCUGCUUUGCUCCUCUGGUCCUGCUGCUGCCCUGCUGCGAGUUAAUGCAUGGUUUGGCUUAGCAUUAUGUCUGAAUCCAGGCUUGUGGUUUAUCUCCCCUAGACAAACCACAAGUGGUAACCCAUAGAACAAACCUUGGCUACUGUUUGGGCUUCAUUAGGAGCAAGAUAAAUGUUGAAAAAAUUGGCUUUUAGGUGUAGUUGACUUUUCCAGUAUAACUGGAAGUUAGACUCUGGAAAAAUCAGCUAUUAACAAACGUAAGACAUGUUAUCCACAGCAGACAGUUGAUUUUUUCAUAGGAAGUUACUUCAAACCAAAGUAUUAGAUUUAGAUGUGGUUUGUGCACUUUUGCCAUGCAGUGACUUGCCAACUUGCUUCUUGCUUCUAUUCUGCUCCUAUUCUAGUAGACAAAAGGAGGAAUGGGUUGAAAUAUAUUUUUGAUUGAUAGUAUUUAGUUGACUGAGAUUAAUUAGCAUUUUCAUUAUCCAAGCAUUUUUGUCCUUCCCUAGUUCCAUGGAAACAUUUUACUAACAUGUCAUAUUAUUUUCUUUAUGUUUAGUCAUUGGUAUCAUUUAAAAUUUUUUGAGCGGGAGGGGGGGUUAUGGUUGUAAGUUGUUUUUAAUUGUUUUUAAUCUUGUGUUUUAAUGUUGUGACCCACCCUCGGACCUUAGAUUGAAGACUGGGUAGUUAAUAAAUAAUUAUUCAUCAUUAUCAUCAUUAUUCAUUUCAUUUCUAUACUGCUUUAUAUUGUUAAGAAAAAAAUCUGUAGUUUACAACCUACAUUUAAACACCAAACAAAGCAAUCCAGAAUAAAACAUUAUUGAAGAAAGUCAAAAUAUAAAGUAUACAUUCAAAGCAACAUAAUUACUAGGGACCUAAAAUAUUAUCUUAAAGAUUUAAAACAUUACAGAGGAGAGCAACAGUGGAAUGUACACUUGACACAGCAGAGCUAACAAAAAAAAACCUUAAACAUUACAAAAGAAAACUUUACUAGAAGGCAAAUAAAAAUGCACUCUUAAAACAGCAUAAUUAGCAAGAGAAUAAAAUAUUAUCAUAAGCAUAGAACAUACUUGCAUCUGUUGCUACCAACCACUGUUCAUGGCAAGUGGCAGCUGUGGAAGUUCAGGUUUGAUGACCUGGGUUUGCCCUAAGAGGCAGCCAAAACCAUCUCUCAUCUCUUCAGCAGUCUCAACUUUUGUAGCUGGAGUAAAUCAGGCCCCAGCCUCCCAGGCCAGGUGGAAAAAGGCCUGCAGGGCAGGGAAUGGGCUGUCCAAAUCUCAUAGCCAAGAUGGUCUCCGGCCACAGUUUUCUGGUACUUCUGAGCCAGUGAACUAUGGGCUCAUCCAUACUGUUGUCUAAUGUGGCUAGUGUAAGCUUCCUAUUCCUUCAUUAUUUCUCUGUUUUCCAUAUGACAUUCUCCUCCAAAUCACUGCCUUCCUGCACUUCUUUUCCUUAAGUCUGGAUUUUCUUAUACCUGGGAUACUCCAAAAAGUGGAGGAAAGGAGUGAUUAGUUCUGGACUGGAACAGUAUUCAGGGUCUCAAAUAGUGGCUGUUGAAGGGUAAACAGGAUCUUGUGGUGAAUGGUUGGUGGAUAGGAAGCAGAAGCCGUAGAGGAAACGUUUGUUCAAAGGAUGAGAUCCAAGAUGUACAGAAUGGAAGAGAGAAUAGAGAUAUGGUGCCAUUGAGUGUUCAAUUUAAGACCCAGGUGACGCUCGUCUUGCAGGACCCAGUAGGCAUGGGGAAUCCCAACUUUGGAAGGGUGAAGGCACUUGUGCAAAAACCAACUGGUGGAGCUCUUCAACUUAACAUGAAAGAGGUGGAACAUAGAUGGUCUGUGUGCCACUAAGAUGAUAUAAAUCACCUCCCUUGACAAACAAGAUUUUGAUUUUUUUGAUUAAAUGGUUUAUAAAAUUUCUUAAAUAUUAUUGUGGCUUUUGUGGGUUUUUUUAAAAUUGCAUUUAAUUUUUAAAAGCUGGUGCUUCUGAAUGAUGACUGAUAAUGUAGCAUUAGGUUGGUUCUGGAGGCAAGUGCCAGAAGGUGAUGGUGGGAAUCUAUUGCUCUGCCUCUUGGCCCUUCCAUUAAUUGGAUGCCACAGGAUUCCAACUUCUUUCAGUCCUUUUUUUUUAGGUUGGCACCUAAAGCACAAAGAAAUGUUAUAAAUAAAAGCAUUUCAAAACUAGCUAUAAUUUCCUCCCUCCCUCAUCCUAUCCUUUGCCAAGGGGAACAAUGAUCAGUGAAACAAAAGAAAUAAUACAUUAAAAGAAAAGUUACAUAACCUGCCCCACCCCAUAUUUAUGCAAACAUUAAAUUGCAUGAAGUUUUCUUAAGAAAUCUAAGACUUUGGAAAAACUCAAGGAAUCUUUGCCAAAUACUUUGAAAUUUUUCCAGGCACUCACACUUAAGAUAAAUAAUUUUCUCUUUCACAGCCAUGUUGGUAAAAUCUUGUGUCCAAAUUUCUGGAUCUGAACUAGCUUAGCACAGCAGGACCAAUUGUUUAGCUUCAGUUUCUGCACAUUGAAUCCAAACUUUCAGAUGUUUGUUUGUAUCCUAAAAUUUCAUAUAUAGAACAUAGAUUAAAUGGCAUAUUUAAGACAUGUGAAUGAAUGCCAGUUCUGCAUUCCAAAAGUUGAGGCUGUGAAGUAUGUCCGUCCCUCCCAAACUGCAACCCUGCCCUGUUUCUCAAUAGCUACAUGAAAUCUCUGAGUGAAGUCAUGUGGAGUUCCAGGCUGAAAUAUUAUCAGAGCUGAGUAACCUCAGCAUACUAUCUCAUUAGUUUCUAGAAAGACUGUGGGCUUAUGAGACCAGAGUAUAAUACUCCAAUCUUGUGUGGUCUUUGGGCUCAACUCUGCGGGCUUUUCUUUUAAACUCCUGCUCAGAACUGGAGUACCUUAAGGACACCUCUCUUUUUAUAUGUUCCCUUCCAUGCACUCCAGUCACCCCACUGAAAGCGAUCACUGACCUGAUUAUUAAUGUUCAUUUACUGCUGCUAUGUUUUGUUGCUAUUGCUUUUUUAUUGCUGUUUCCAAAAUAUUUAUUAUAUUUAAAUUGCAUUAUCUCUAUUUUGUUUGCUGUAAGCUUCUUGACCUUAUUAAAGGACAAGAGGGAUAAAAUUUUCUUGCCAGUUUAGUUCUUACACAGCCCACUGCCUACACACCCUUUCCACUAAGGGUUAUGCAGUCCAUAGCUGAAACAGCAGAACAUUUUAAAAAUAAACAGAGUAAGUCAUUGUUAUGUACUGAGUUGAAUAGGAUCCAAACUGCAGCAGUCCUAGAACAAUAGGAUCCAAAUUGCAGCAGUCUGAUUGGUCCUAGAACAAUAGGAUUCAGAAUGCAGCAGUCUGAGUGGUCCAAGAACAAUGCAGGAACCACCCAAUCAUACUGCUGCAUUGUUCUUGGACCACUCAGACUGCUGCAUUCUGAAUCCUAUUGUUCUAGGACCAAUCAGACUGCUGCAAUUUGGAUCCUAUUGUUCUAGGACUGCUGCAGUUUGGAUCCUAUUCAACUCAGUACAUAACAGUCAUACUCCAAGAAAUCCUAUUGCCAUGAUUAAAUUAAGCCAUUUGAUUCAUUGGGCCUCCUCUCUGAAUGUGGGUCACUUGGCUUACAACCAUUUGAAUUCUGUUAAGUUUAUGUUGUGUGAAUGUGAAAAUCAGCUACAUAUUGGCUAGAAGAGUCAAAUUUUCUUCAGCUACAAUGCCAAAAAUGUUCGUCUUGCAGUCAUGAGCUAUUCACUAUUUUUAUUUGGGAAGUGCUUUCUGGUUGCCACAUAGAUUGGGAUGUCCAUUAAGCUAGCUUCAUAGAAAGGAUUAUUUGUCUGGCUGAAUUCCAUAAAGUUCUGUGUUUAAAUCAUGCCCCCCUCCGUAAAUAUAAAAAGACCUUUGGACAGUAUUCCCCCACCUACCCAGCCUGCCUGCAUUUUUCUCUGUGAUAGAAGAGAAAUACAAGGAGAAUACAAAAUUCAGAGAUUGCUGCAGCAGGGAGGCAGCAAUCAGAAAAUGAAAAGCAUAUCCAUUUGCUGUUCUCAGUGUGAUAAUAGACCCUGCAUUUCUAGGAAUAGCAUGUGUGACUAAAAUGCAGAGAUGCUAUGUCAGGUAGUAUUGUGGGAGCUUCAUAAAGAUUCAGCUGCGUAAAGCAAUGUAUAGAAAUUCACACUAACCCAUUUAAUUAACUCAGAGCUUCAUUUACCAAAUGGCUUGUUUCAGUUGUCUGCCUCAAUCAGAUAAGCACCCUUCUGCUGUUUCUUCUACUACAUUUAGUAACCCAUGUACUAUUAUCAUAGCUCAGUUUUGUCAAGGUUUGUAAAAAACAAUCAAACCCCACUUUGGGGGCUGUAAUUUAAAAAAUAAAAUAAAAAAUAUGUUGAAUAUUUGUGUAAGAAUUAGAGUUUUCUAGCGAGUUUCUUCAUUGACGUUAUUUUGCCAAGAUCUGAGAUGAAUACUGAAGAUUAGUGUUGCUGGGACAUACAAAUAUGUGCACGCACACAACUUUUAGUUCUAUGUCUAGCCAUUUAAACAGAUACUGACGGAUGGUUAUGUUUUGACAAUGCACAUUGCUGAGUUUUCAGUGCUGUAUAUAUUUAUUUCUACUGAGUUCUGUGAGGAACUCUUUUAAAAAUGCUUUCUACAUAAAAAUCAUUCAAGAUUGGCAUCUGGAUAAAUGUCUACAUCCUCUAGACACCUACUACGGAUUCUUUGCCAUUGGGGAAACAUGUUGCCCAGACAGUGCUUCUCUCAGUCACUAACCCUAGGACUGUUUGAAUUACUUAAACUACUUUCUUCAAAAGCCGAAUUUUGCAGAAAACAAUAUAUAUAGUAAUUACUGUUAUGCCAAUACCCACUAUAUUUUUCUGUAUUUACAUGCAGCCAGGAGCUAUGGGCGGAGACGAGGUAAAAAAAAUAUUUUAAAUUUUACUGAAUAUGGUGAUGGGAACAGCAAAUUGAGGCUAUGUACAGCUGUUUAUUUCUGUGGGGCAACAGGAGUGUCUUCCCCUUGCUGCCAUAGUGGCACUAGUCCCAAUACUGGAUAUAUAGCUUUAUAGUUAUAUGAACAUAGCGGAGAAGUGUUUUUGAAAGGAGAGAGAUUUUGUUUGUUUCUUUUAAAAAGCACAGUGCUGUAGUGGUAGACAGUAGCUGCUGACCUGUCAAAGUAAAAUAUUCAUGAAAUGUUGAUAUAUUACUAAUGGCAAACAAAGUUUAACUAUUUUCAAAGAUCUAUGUGAACAGGUGUGGAUCAACAUCUAUGAUCUCACAUGCUUUAACAAAAAAAUGAAAAAUUGAAGUGUUCAAUUUUCUAUUUUUUUAAAAAAAUUAUGUUGCUUUUAAGCAUGUAAGAUUAUAAAAAAUAGCAAACAUUUGCCUAGAAGAGGCACACCAGAGUAUACAUGUAUUGUACCACUGUUUCUGUGCUUUUGGGGACUUCUGGAGGUUUUUACUUUUCCCCAGGCACAGCUCUUAAAGCUAUGACCCAUUUCAGUUUUCAUCAAGGAAUAUGAUAGACCAUAAUAAUAUGUGUAUAUACUGUGGGUAAUUAUUAUUUUAUCAUGCCACCCCCAAGUCUGUAAUGCUCUGUACAGCUUUCCUGUAUCAGAUUCUGUUUCUGCAAUCACGCAAUACAGAUUUCUAAUUGCUUGUGGUUAAUUUAUCACAAAUCAUUGUUUUGCUGCCAAUUUUUAAAGUUAUUAUUUAAUACUUGAAACUGAACUUGAGUAAUUUAACACAUGCACAUAUUCUGCCUUGAUGGUUUUUCAGUGAUGCAGUAUGUUUUAUUACAUUGUUGAAGGAGCAGCUUCAGUUUAAAGUUAUGCUGAGGUGUUUUUUUAAAGACCAGGCUUCUCAUUUUAAAAUUGAGACAAAGGUUUCUGCUGAAAUUAGCAUGUUAGUCUUGAAGUUUCCUAGGAGAGAGAGAGAUGCGGGGAGGGCGGGCUACUGUGGCCCUUUAAAGGAGAACAUUAUUCUUACUGGUUUCUGUGCAAUCCCACGUACGGCUUCUGUGUUUGCAUACAGCAAACUUCAGCACCUAGAGCAGGGGUCAGCAAACUUUUUCAGCAGGGGGCCGGUCCACUGUCCCUCAGACCUUGGGGAGGGCGGACUUUUUUGGGGGGGGGGAAUGUAUGAAUUCCUGUGCCCCACAAAUAACCCAGAGAUGCAUUUUAAAUAAAAUCACACAUUCUACUUGUGUAAAAACACACUGAUUCCCAGACUGUCCGUGGGCCGGAUUUAGAAGGCGAUUGGGCCGGAUCUGGCCCCCGGGCCUUAGUUUGCCUACCCAUGACCUAGAGCAUAGAUAAAGAACUUUGUGACCCUCCAAAUGUUGUUGGAGUCCAGCUCCCACCAUCCCCAGCCAGCAUGACCAAUGAUCCCCAAAACUGCUCUAGAGCCAAGGGCCGUCCUUGGGGUACAUGCUUAAGGGACCAUAGGCUGUACUUUUGUGCUUGGAUACUUCAUGAGGAAAAGAAAGUCACAAAUGUUGAUUUGCAUAGGCCUGUUUGACAGCACAGAUGACCAUUUCAAGAAAUGUUGUUACAGGUAUCAACCUCCCCGCUCCCUCCCAAAAUAUUGCCAUGUUCUCUGUCUCUAACCAGUCUACUCAGUCACAAUUUCCAGACUUGAAUAAUAUUGCCAAACACUAUAUCUGCCAAUCAUUCCAACGAUGUGCCACUGGCUGGCUGACCUGUGAAGGGCCUACAGGAUUUCAUGCUUCUCAGAUUUCCAUAUCAGCCAUGACAUGGCUGCAAUCCUAAACCCUUAGUUGUAUGUAAGUUCCAUUAAAAUCAUAAGUAAGUCCCGUUAAAAUAUUUCUUAGUAGACAUGUAUAGCAAUGCACUGUUAAUAUACUAAGGGCUCGAGUAAAAAAUAUCUUAGUCUCAUGUGCAACCUUCUAUUUUAAAAGGCACAAAUACUAUCUGUCUUUGAAAUAUAAGCACUGAAGAAAACUAUGCGAAGCAGGGAACACAUUAGCAACUGGAUCCCCCGCCCCCGCCAUCAGCUAAGCAGAGUUUGUUAGUUAAUCAAAACUACUAGAAGGAAUAUUCUCAUAGUUCAUAUUCUAACUUGAAUAGGGAAGUUUUCUUAUUUUUGUAUCUGCCUCCUUUUUUUGACUCUUACGGCAGUGGAUACCUGGCUUUUUCCAUCAUUUCUAGGCAGGGUUACAUGAUGGUGCUUGAGGCUGGAGGGGAAUAUUAGAUCUGAGACACCUCCCCUUUUCUACUUACAUUUCGUUGCUAUUGUUCUGCAUGCAUGUUACACUUUUCUGUCCUUUUCAUUUCUGUCCUUAACUAAAUAUUGAAUUGUUUCACUUUUAAAAUUAGAGUUGUGAAUGCAGGAUAACUGUUCCCAACACCAUUAACUAAUUAAGAGGGAAUGCAAGAACACACACAUUUCAAUUCACCUAAUGAGAAAGCGAAACAAUCAACACAUUAUAGAGUCAUUAUCCUAUUCUCUAUUUUCUUUUACUGAAUUUUAGAGAAAAUAAUAGAGAAAUUUUGAGUCAUCUUGCACGUCGAACUUCUGUUGUUGUUUUACUCACAUGUAAAAUUCCAUUUUGAAAAACUGUUUCCAGAUAAUGAAACUUUGGAAAAUAAUAUUUGAAAUGAUAAUAAAACAGGUUUAUUAAGAAUGAAAAAAGUUUGUAGGUUGACAUUUUCAUAGAACAGAUGUUGCAGUUGUCUUGCUUUGGGGAUUGCUGAUGCAUCAGUGCCAUGGAUGCUUAUUGGAUAACGAUGGGCACGCAUGAAGGAAGAUGAACCUUCUAUUUUGACACCAAGUCUGUGGAGUAGCAAAAUGUAUUUAGAGUGUUUUUGGGUGCUGCUGCUUAGUAUUGUGCUAGAAACACUAACAACUUUUGACCUACUGGAUUUUAAAGCAACUUAAAUGAUUUUUGUUGCUUAUAAAAUUGUUUAGCUGGUAUUUAUUAUUUUAACUGUCUUGAUUAAUUUUUGAUAGAAAUGGAUACAAAUAUCUUAAAUAAACAAAAAUCUAGAAAGACCCACAGGGCUAAGACUAUCUCUACAAUUCUGAACUAGUGUAACAUUUUAAAGUGAAAGCUGAGAUGACCAGCAUUCUUUCUAACAAGCUUCCUUGUCAAGAUAAAAUUUCACCGAGCAGCGCUGACACAUGAACAGGGAUAGUCUGAAGAAACUAAUUAUUGAUGAAAAUGUUUUCCAACAUGGACUUGGAUCCAAAGAUAAGUUAAUUUAACCUAAGGAAGUUUACAGAAGGAAAAUGUUAUGUUCCUUACAGCCACCUGAACCUCCCAAAAAUCUUUUUCAGAGGUUUUGGCAUGCGGCAUUGGGGGCACUGCAGGAGGUGAGGAAUUGAGUAGACCUCUGCCUGAUUUGGGGCAGUCUUCUACUCCCUUAGCACACCCCAUCCACACCCCUUCCUACAUUGUUUAAGAAGGCCCUCUGAUCCUCUGGAGUGACUCUGGAGUGGGGUACAGAUGGGUAUUUGAGGAGAGGAGGGCGGGCAUGCAAAACUUUCCUUCCAUGCACUUCAAGUUUUUAUCUUGCAAUCCAAACCAUAGUUUUUGAGUGUAUCCAAAAUAGGAAUUACAGUAUGAUUGGAUCUUGCAAGGGUGUUAUGUUCUGCAGUGGUGUGUAUACACAAAAACAUGUAUACUUGAACUGCUCCCACAUGACCAUCCUUACCUUCCAAGCAAGGCAGAGAGCAUCCCAGAGCCCAAUAAGCAAGUCUGAAAACCAAGUUACAAAAUGACCUUUCAAGCUCUCCACCUUGCAUGCAAUUACCGUAUUUUUCGCUCUAUAAGACUUACUUUUCCCCUCCUAAAAAGUAAGAGGAAAUGUGUGUGCGUCUUAUGGAGUGAAUGCAGGCUGCACAGCUUUCGCUGAAGCUAGGAGAGGAAGAGAGAUCGGUGCGCACCGAUCCCUCUUGAUCUCCUGGCUUCAGAGAUAGCUGCCGGAACCCUCCUGAGCGAAGUGGGAGCGCUUCUCCCGCUGUGCUCCGGAGGCUUCGCAUUGCUUUCGCUAAAGCCAGGAAAAAAAUAUUCUCUCCCUCUCUGCUCAACGCCUCUCCAGCAAAGCGGGAGGAGAAACGGAAGGGGCUCCGUUUCUCCUGCCGCUUCGCUGAAGGCGUGCUGCGCAGGGAGGGAGAGCUGUGCAGCACCCCUUCAGCGAAGCGGGAAGAGAAAUGGAGCCCCUUCCGUUUCUCCUCCUGCUUUGCUGGAGAGGCGCUGAGCAGAGAGGGAGAGAUUUUUUUUUUCUUGUUCUCCUCCUCUAAAGCUAGGUGCGUCUUAUGGUCGGGUGCGUCUUAUAGAGCGAAAAAUGCGGUAGUUUGUGGGCUUUCAAACAGAUGGCUUUCAACUGUGCAAAGUUGAAAUCAUGCAAGUUAAUUGUGCGUAAGAUGCGAUCGUACUAUAUUGGCUACUUACAUUAAUUAGGACUUGCUCAUGCUUCCACUUUAGUCUACAUUUUAAGAUGAAAUUUUCUUAUGCAUCCAGCAUUUCUUCAAAGCAAGCACCUUAGCACGGAGUGUUUCCCCAUGUGUUUAAAAUUGUUCAGGUGUUUAAUACAACUGGCCCUUUCAAAACUUUUUAGUUUCCUAAAAUUAUAGUAUAUUGCCCAUUAUAAUUAUUAUGAACAUUCCAGGUGACAGAAUAAGAGAUUAAUCUUCUGUGUUUGAUUUUUAUUACAAUAAUAAUAAUAAUAAUUUCCUAGGCAAGUAAAACAUAGAUGCUGGACAAAAUACAUUAACAUUUACAAAAUCCUACCUGCAGACUUACAUUCUAAUCAAUGCUAUAAAACAAGAAAAUGGCUACAGAUAAAUUUUGUGAUCUACAAACAGAAUGGGCUACUUUAUCAUCUUUUAUCUCCUCUUUCCAAGCUAGCCAAAAUUAAUUUCUGAACUCACUUGACCACUGUGUGUAUUGUGUGCAUCUGGAUGAAUGAGUAAGGGGGUCCCAACAUUACCCUCGUCAUCUGCACAUGUUCAAACUGGUCAUUGCUGGUAACAUGCUUGACAUGUAUUAAUAUCAGAAAUGACACUUAUUCACAUGUAUGGUUGGAGGAUCAAGUGCAUAUUUUAAAAAUUGUGUGGUGGUUGGUUGGUUGGUUGGCAUUUGUCUACGCCAUCAUCUCCAAGGCAUGUGGUAAAGCCCCAGGAAAGGACAGAAUCCCAACAGAAGUGCUGAAAGCAAACCUCAACUCAUCCCUCAUGAUGCAUGGUGAUCAUAUAAUUAUUAUUCACAGCAUCUGAACCCACCUAUAUUUGACACAGGUGUCUUACAUCAUCAAUUUGACACUUGUAGAUGCUCAUCUAGAGUAAAACAGUGUAUUAUUGGUUAGUGAUCCGAGUACCACUGUUCAAGUCAUGCUGUAAUAUGUGGAACAGGUAGGCAAGAGAAAAUUUUUGUACUCAUCUGCAAUAUAGAAUUCACUUACCUCUGGCUACAGCAGUGAUAACAUAGCAUGAUAGAAGGGAUUUUAAGACCCAUUGGGGGGAAGCAUGAACUGCAACAUUUUAAAACACUCUUAGUUUGUUCAUUAAAUAUGUCUUUCCAGAAAAGUGUAAUGUUCUGACUUCUAAUACACUACAACAUUUUUUGCAGGUCGUUCUUCACUCUUUCCUUUCGAAGAUGGCUUCUUAGAUGACAGCCAUGGUGACCAGUCUUUAUCAUCGGGUCUUAGCUCUCCAACCCGCUGUCAAAAUGGUGAAAGAGUGGAACGUUAUUCUAGGAAGGUGUUUGUUGGAGGUCUGCCUCCUGACAUUGAUGAAGGUACUAUGAAAUAGUAAUGUUCAGUGUGGGGAGAGGAAGGGAAUUAUUGUCAUUUUCCUUGAAGUUCCCUUUCUAAAGGUCUUUACAACUUUUUUUAUAUAUAGAUGAAAUCACUGCCAGCUUUCGUAGGUUUGGACCUCUUGUAGUAGACUGGCCUCAUAAAGCUGAAAGCAAGUCAUAUUUUCCACCUAAAGGUAAUCUGGUUAAUAUAAGCCUUCUGGUGCAUGUAAAUGUUCCUUCUGUGUGUGAAUGUUAUUUUUAAGUAUAUGUUUUUAAGUGCUUGAAGUAUUUUUAAAUUAAGGUGCUUCUGAUGGUAGAAUAUGGAAUAAACACGAAAAGGAUGUCCUUUUAACAGUAAUUUGUUUAGAAAUGAAUUUAGAAUUUCAGCAUAUGAGGCUUUGUAUGUGAAUAGUUUCUUUCUUCUCUUUCUCUAAAGACAUAUGUGGUUCUUGGCUUUUUCUUUUGGCUUUUCAAAGUUCUUUAAUCUCUCUCUUGAGCAUGUACACAAGGUCACUCUAACAAUAUGCUAGAUGCAAUAUCAUUGUGUUUGCUAGUAUUUUAGGACAUAAAUUCAUAACCAUUUGCAUGAGUGUCCAGCAUCUGGAUUGUUUAAAAGAGCUUAAAGUUGUUGCAAUGCUAGUCCAUACAAGACUUCAUAGUCACAGGCAUACUGUAUAGGACAGGAGUAGCCAGUGUGGUGCCUUCCAGAUGUUGCUGGACUACAUUUUCCAUCACCCCUGAUGAUUAGCCUAGAAAAAUGUAUGCCACUUCAAUAGGCCGUAUUUUGGGCUGUGAACGUACAUUUCCUCUUCUCUAGCUGGGUUGAGCUGAGUUGAUUAAUAGUAAGUGAAGCAUCUCUAGCAGUAAUAUUUUUGAGAGCAUGCUGACUAAUAAGAUUCAUGAUUCCUAUUCAAACUAUUGGGCAGAUCACUGGAGGAUCAUCCACUUGAUAAUUGUUUAUGUUAAAAACAACUGUAUUUUUCCAAAAUGAUUUUUAACUAUAGCAAAAAAAUGACGCAGUGGAUAUACAAUAUAAACAUGUUGAUGAGAAAACCAAAAUUAAUCAGUUAACCUGCCAGUUUGAUUGCAAAGUUUAAAGAUGCCUUUUCCCCAAAGAGCAUUUGUAGAAGGCUAUGAUUUUAUUUUUAUUUUAUCAUACAGGCCUAGGGUAAAACCAGUUUCUGCUUCACCAGGUGAUUCCUAAUAGUGUGUGGGUUUCAGAGUUGCCUUUGAGCUCACAUAAAGAAUUGCAGUCCAGGAGAGACUCCUCCCUGGGGGGACGGUGGGGUUUAUUAUUGCCUGUUUCCCUCCCUCUGUGGCAUCUCUUUCACUAUUCCACAGAUUUCUGCAUCCCCAUAGGGAAGAUAUUCAGAAGAGAUGGGGGUCUGAAGGAGCAGGGGGAGAAGGAAUUGGCAAAAAUCACUUCCCUUUUUCCUCCAGCAAAAGCAUCCCAUGAGUACAUGGGAACUAUGGAGCCAAGCCAGUAUGUUUCCUCUUGCUUUAGUUUUAAAAAAUACCUAUUGCUGAACUGCAAAAGGCCUUAAUUGUUACUGUUGGAAGCAGUUUAAACUACCUUUGAGGAAGCUAAAUCAGUGCUCUGUCAUGCUUGUAAAAAUCUUGUUGAGUAAGAUCUAUUUUAGCAGAAGACAAGGAAACAGUCUUUUCCUAUUUUUAUCAUGGUUCUAAUGUGGGAAACAGCUUUCAAAGCCCCUGCCAGUUGCCCUGAAUGUCUGUCUGAAAGUGCUAAAGAACACUUGGUCACAACUGUUCCAGAUUAUUUAUAACUGACUUCUGAGCUGUCAAAGCUUUCAGCACAAACCCUGUAGCACGAAUAUAUUAAACUCUGUUGGUCAGGUAAACUUGGGAACAGGUACUUAAUUGACAACUGCAGUACCAUUCCUUCUGUGUUCAAAAGGCUGGUGCCUUUGCAGGUAUGUUCACAUUCUUAUGUUGACAGUCUUUGUUAUCAUGUUUCUAACUCCUCCUGAGCACUCUUCUCACCCAUCACUGGUUGUCAGGAUGCUUAAAAAAUAACCUUGCCAAUGUUUCCUGAGAUCAACAUCUAUGCCAGCUAGCUAAGAGUACUUUUUACUGUAUCCUUUGUGGCUUGUAAACAUUUUAAAAGUUUAUCUCAGGCUUAUAACUGUAGUUGUGCAAUACCAUGGGUGUCACACCCCUUUUCUAUAAGUGUGUUUUGAAUCUUCUAGGUAACCCACCAAAUCUUUGACCAUCCAACCAGCAUUGUCACAUUCCAACUCCCUUAAGUGAAGGGGAGCUUUUGUGUUUUGAUGGCACAGACACUUGGCAAGUACUGCUCCUUUUAUUGGCUGUAGCAUCAUAGUGUGGAAAGCUUCUUCAUGUCACCCAGCAGCUUUUUUGGUUAAAGACUUGGAAUCCUACCGAAGGUCUGCUUGCCAUCUAAAGUUGUAUGUUCCCAUUCCUGUCUUAGUUUUGCAGUGGUCAACAUUAGGGAAGUCUUUGGUUGUAUUUCUGGAAUUUCCACCCACAAAGCCUAUUAUUCCCAUUGCUUUGUCAGCCCCACACUUUUUAUGUGAUGAGUAUGUACAUCUUCAGUCAAUUAUGUCCCUGUAAUUGUUGGGAAACUCCUCCGUCACUUCUUGGUAAUGACGGUUCCAAGGCAGUUGUUGACAGAAGCCCUCCUGUCAGCCCCACUGGGGCAAGUCAGAAUGGAAUAGUUGACGUAGUGGCAAGGAAUACCUGAGCUGCACUGGGAAGAGGAUGUUUGUUGCUCCCAGGACAGCAACAUUUCAACAGCAGACAUGAGAUCAACAUAGCCAGGAAGUCUGCCGUGUACAUCAGCAGAAUCACCACUCCUCUUGGUUCCAAGUACUAGGAGUUCACAUCCAAGGUUGUUGAAGCUUUGCAUGAGAUGUCAGGUAAAGGAGAGAGAAUCUAUACAAAAGAUUUGACAACUUUCCCCUUGGGCUAGUGGUCCUGUACUUAAAAGCACAACUCUACUCCUUUGGUGUCUUCAGAUUUAUUGAAUCAAUUCAUAUUGAAUCGGCUGCUUUCUCUACUACCAAGUUGCGAAAAACUGCCAACAACGCAUUCAACAGCUACAAACAGCUCAAAGAUUUCACUAAAAGAAAUCUCAUCUUGGCUAGUGUUAAAGAGGCACAGGGAUUGAAAGGUGCCAAAGCUAUGGAGCCCCUUCCCCCAUUCUUUGUCUUUUCUCCACCCUACUUUUUGACUAAGUUAAUUUAAGUCGCAUUCCUGAAUAAAUACUGGCCAACUCUCCCUGCGACAGUGUUAAUCAAGAAUCCCGCUUCUCUUUGUUUGUUUUGAAUUCCUUGCCUUCCUCUCACUGAGGUAGCUUGAUGAUGAUCCACCCUGCUUCCAAGUUGAAUUUAUUUUACCAGAGUUUUGUGUCUCGUAUGAGUUCUGCUUUUCUUUUCCACAUAACAUCUGACUCAGCUAGACAAUCAAAAUCCCCAGAUCUUCCCCCAAUGCUCUCCUGUCACUCAAAUUCUAAGCCUUACUUACCAGUCAAGUCGCAUGUUGAUGAAAUACAAAGUUUAUUGAUACUUCUCACAACCCCGUUCUUCUUUGUGAUCUUUCAGGUACAUUAUUAUUAUUCUUCACAAACUCUUGGAAAAAUCAUCAGGCACUGCUACCUACAUAUUGCCUUCUUUUUUACUCUAGCCAAUGCUUAGGAAGCAGUUGCAUAGACGCUAUAUCUUCCUAUUCUACUAGUUUAACCAAAAGACCUCUAACUUGUUGUUGAGCACUGUUACUCUGAGAUGUUUUACUCCUGAGCCAAUUACGGUACUAGGCAAUGAUACCUUAAAGUCAUCACUCAAAUGUAUAUGUAAUUACUGUUAUUUAAACAAUCACCACAAAUCAUUUAAGUAUUCUUAUGGUUUGUAUCCUAAGCUAAGUGUGCUGCUUAUUAAACAGUAAUGCUGUGGAUUAAAUAUUAAAUCAAAAAGCUGUAAUUGCAAAGGCCAACCAUCUUCAUACUAUGUUAAUAAAUAGAGUCUUAGAGUGCUAAGAACAUAAGUGUUUUCACAUAGCUGACUUCUCGGAAUUAAAGCUGAGUCCCUAUAUUUGAACAAGAGAUUGCUAUUUCUGGUCUCUGAGACAUUCAAAAAAUGGCUUUCACAUAGCAUUUUACAUUCUCCAUACUCCAUACCAAGCAAUGCACUGUGUGUGAUGUGGGUGUUAGUUCUAUCCAUGAUUUUGCUUCUAUGAAAAACUGAAGUAGCAUUUGUUGUUUUGAAGAUUCUUGGAGCGUAUUGUAUAUUGCUAAGGAUUACAGUACAGUAUGUCCAGGGCAAAUGGCAAAGUACCGUAUUUUUCUGUGUAUAAGACGCCCCCAUAUAUAAGACGACCCCCCUUUUUUUAAUCCCAGAAUUAAGAAAUUGGGCCAGAGACCAAACUCAAGCUUGGGCCGUCCACACCAGAACUCAAACUUGAACCCCUGUGCAUUCACCACCCAUGUAUAAGACACCCCCCCCAUUUUUGACUAUUUUUUUAGCAAAAAACAUCAUCGUACUCAGAAAAAUAUGGUUAUAGAGUUAAUAAAAGGUAUAACUUAGUUGAUGCAGUUGUUCAGAUUAAAGUAUUUAGUUGCAAACAAUUGAGUAAAGUGCAUUUUGUGGUUAUGGAGAUAAUUCUGAAUAUUUUGUCCAUAAGCUUCCUAUUAAGUUAUGAAAUGCCUGUUCUAUUACUUAAAAUUUGUAUCUCACAAUUAUUCAUAGAAGAGACUCUAUAGAAGAUACUGUAAAAAUCCUAAUAGUAUUAUUUAACAUCUGUAUAGUGUGUUUAAAAUGCUUUAUAUGCAUUAUUCUGUUGUAAUCGUAUAUACAACAGUUAUAUAAGGUAAAUCAGUGUCCUUAUCCCCCAUAUUGCAGAUGGCGAGAAGUUUGAUGAGAGAGGGUUGCAGUUAGGAAGUUUACAGCAGAAGCAAGAUUUGAAGCAGGGGUGCCCUGAUACAGAAUUCAAUCUCUUAGCCACUAUGCUUCAUCACAUAAAAAUACAUUUGAAAAUAUAAUUGGGUACAUUAAAUAGCAAGCACAGAAAACAUCAAAAAUGAUACCAGCCAAUAAAAGUAACUUGCAUAAGUGCAUGAUAAAAUAAGAGCUUGGUCAGGUAUGUUUUAGUAAAGAUUUGGAUUGAUUAGUUAGUCUAGGUAAGAAAGCAGAGUAAUGGAAUAGGUUAACCAAAGCUCUUUCCUAAUGUUAUCUUAAGGGGCAUAGGCACAAUAAAUGUGAUUGCUGCAGGGUUUCCCCACUGGCUAACCUGCAGCUGAACUCUUCAAAUGCACAUGCUGUGAAACAUAAUCCUCUUUCCUGCUGUCGCCUUUCUCCCUACUUCAUGUGCCAGGUAUGCAAGUGGCACUGUCUAAAUAAAAACAUAAAUAGAUUGGAUGACAAAAAGCUUCAGAAUUUUAAUUUUUUGUUUAAAAAAAUGCAAAAUUGGUAAAAUGAGUUUUGAAGAAGCCUGUAUCCUUCAAUUUGCAUAUUAUAAGAUCUUUAAAACCACACAACUCAACUUCAGUUAAGUAUGAAAUAGAUGAUUGUAUUUGUCCCCUCAACUUCAUCCUGAAUGUUCAUGUAUAUAAAUGUGUGUGUAUGUGUGCAUGCAUAAUAUAUGGGAUGAUAGCUCUAUCAGUCAUCUCUUUACACUUUUAGAAUACAAAACUAAAACUUCAUUUUACUAUGUUAAUGCUAAACUGGUUUCUGAAGUGGUUGAUUGUGUUUCAUUCACAGAAACAGAAAUGUAAUUUUCUUACCUGGAAGUUAUUCCACCUAUUGCUAGCAAGUGCCAAAUCUAAAUCAUACUUUAGGUUUGUUUUUUGUCUUGUCUAUGAAAGACUACAUACUAUCUUAAAUGUAACACAGUUCAUCCUUGCCUCAUUGAAAUCUUUGUUGUUGUUUGCUCAUUCAUUUGACUUCGACAAAUACCAUUUUAAAAUUGAAUAUAGCACCUGAACUUUUUAGUAUGUCCCUAGUCUACAUUUUGUUGCAAAUUGUUAUGGACUGUACUAGCAGUUUAGUCUGAUGCUUUAAAGUUGAUGCAAUUUUUUGAAAGAAGAGCUGCCUUAUAAAGCUAAGGAGAAAAAUGUAAUCAAAACAGUAAUAUGAAUAUGUGUGCAUUGAUAUUUCUACGUAAAAAGAUGUAGUGGCCAGCCAAGAAUAACCAAACUAUAACAGUUGUUUGUAAUGCUGGGUGCACUGAUUUAAACAGGUUUUUUUUCUUAAAAAAUGUUUAGGGGUAUUCUCUUUUUCCUACUCAUAUUGAAAUACUGCUCCUCAAUAAGGCCAAACUUAGAUUCACAAAAUGUUUAGGGGUAUGUGUACCCCUGCAUCCCCCCAGAAAAAAGCACUGGAUUUAAAUCAAGGCAACUCAAAUUAAUGAUUUAAAUCAACAAGAAAAAUGGUUAAUUUAAAGCACUGACUUAAAAGAAGUUUUGUAUUGAAACUUCAUAUUUUUUCCCAAAUAAUGAUGCAAACCAUGACCACUAAAUUAAUUUAGAGUUGCAAAACCUUACUAUAAAUUGUGUCCUCCCUAAAAGAGGGCACAUGUUGCGGUGAGACCUGGAGACCGACCACCUGUGUUGUGGGUGGGUAAGAUUGGUCAGCCACAACACCCGAUUGGUAGGUCCCUCAAUGUUGGGUUCAAUCUGGCCAUCCGAGUUCCCAGGAGCUGACAACUUCUCAGUCUCUUGGUAUAGUAAAUGGCUUUUUCUGAGCAUCAGAGGUUAAUCCCCUGUUCUACAGCUUCUACAGCUCUGGAUACCUACACACUCUAUGGAGCAGCUGCCACAACAGCAGACCACUCCCCCUCUACCAGUUUAUCUACCUUCCCUGAUGGGCUGCUUGACAGAGGCUACAGCUGCGUGGAAGCUUCCUCUCCUAAUCCCUUUUCAAUCCCCUCCUGAGAGACAGUGGUGCAGGAGAGGGUGGGGAAGCACCUAGUCCUUCACUUAUCUGACCUGCCUUUUCUUCCUCUUCUUCCAACACAUCCUGUGCUCCACCCUCCAGCUCUGAAAAGUCCCCUGCUUUCAACUCUUGCCCCCUGGCCUAUGCAGUACCACACAUGUCAUUGACCGCCUCUCCUGAGUCAGACUCCAGCCCCCCUUUCCCCAGUGCACACUUGUCACCGUCCUGCCAGUCCUGGACAGAAAACCCUUUUACCCUGACCCCGGUUGUGUCGGGAGCAGCUCUUCAAAGCUCAUUGAAAAUGGAUCAGUUGACACAAAUUUCUUGCAUGUUUUCAGUGGAGUGUUAAGGCAAAAUAGAUUUUCUUUAUCCCUAGCAAUAAUUAUACUCUCUCCGUGUUGAUUCGUCCUUUUAUAGAUUAACUUUCAUUCUUCACAGAGUGCUUCUGUAUUUGUGAUACAGAGAUGCUGCUGCUGCACAAAUUAGUUUAAAGCUUUAAUAUGAAGAAGUCCAAUAGCAAUAAGGAAUAAUGUCUUUUAUGUGGCAAUUUUCCUGUGGCUUUGUGACAGGAGGGCACUACAUAGGAAUCAAGCUGUAAAACUAUUUUUUCCUCACAUCUGAAAUGUUUAUGCACCAUUUCCUUGGUUGAAUGAGUCAGCUGGCACUGCAGUACAUUGCCACUGCCUAAAGAAACUAGCUUCAUAGCCUAAUAUGCAAUAUCACUCUUCUGCAGUAGCUAAAGUAAGAUUAGUCUCUUCUAUUUUGCAAUUUCUUUAGCGCUAAUGCCUUUGAUGUUUUUGGAAAGCAAGUCACAGCACAGCAACGCUUUAAAUGAAACUCUGCAGAUUUUUUUUUAAGUAUCUCUGGAUUCGUAUUCUUAAAUCAGCUUCUUUGACUUUUCAUUUCAUCCUUGGAUUUUGAAGUACAAUUUUAUUAGUGUUCAAAGCAUACAAUUAUAAAGUUAAAAAAUAUGCCUGACUCUAGAGCAAUGACCAUUUAUGCUAAUUGUAACUAAUUAAAAAAAAAAAGUUGCCUACAUUUCUUAAGGGCUGUAUUCAAGUAAGUUAUAUUCGGAGUAGACCAAUUGAAAAAUGUGGACUAACUUAGAUGCACUGAUUUCCGUGGGUUUACUCUGGGUAUGGCUUGGAUAAAAUACUAAAUGUUUUUCUCAUGUUUCUCAUAAAGAGGGGCCUAUAUGCCAUCUCAAUAAAUAUCAUUUUACAGCAGUGGAAUUGGGAGCAGCCCACUGCGGUGACAUUAUAAAGCUUGAAGAACAGUUUUAACACACUUUGCAAAGUGUCAAAUGUCUGCAAUUUAAAUGUAUUUUUGCUGAAUAGCUAUGGUCAUAGAGUUUAAAUGUGUUCUUCCCCAUUCUGAUCAAAUGCAGUAGCUGUCUUGAAUAGGAAAUUCUAUGUAAAACAUUUCUGAACAGUGCCUGUGCACAGAACAAAUUUUAUAUCUAUAAGCGAUAUGUUCUAUUGCUGAUAUGCUGUUAACAGUUUAGAAAGAUUUCCUGAAUUUGCAAAUUCAAUCUACCAUUUCCCAGUAGAAAAACACCUUAUUUUUUAUUUAUCUUUAUCUGUUUGAGUCAAUUCAAAUAUUAAUAUUUAGCUAUGGAUCCAAGAUAUCUCAUAGGUACACUUAAAAGAAGGGCUUUUCAGGUGUUCGCUUAGCAUAGAAUUAUUGUUUAUAUAUGGAGAGUGGUCUGUCUUUUAGCCUGAUCCUCUUCCUAUGAAGUGGUAGGAACCGUUCUGCUUGUGAAUUUAUGCAAAUGCAGCAAUCAUUAAACCCCAUCCUAAGCCUUCAUGCAAAUAAUGCCUUAGGAGGUCAGGUGUAAACAAAACAAUUGACCCUGUUCGAGUCUGGAAUGUUUGUAUAUGCCUUGUUUCCACACCAACAGUGUGCCUUGAAUCAACUGUGUCCACGAUACAUCUGUCAUACAGAAUCCAUGCCAUGUUUUAAUUUUAAUAUUUGUGUAUUUAAAUGUAUUGCUUUCCCACAAUAAUUUAUAUCUUCUGACUCUAUUCCUGUUUUGUAAUUUUGUUCUCUUCCAAGGUUAUGCCUUUCUGCUAUUCCAGGAAGAAAGCUCUGUGCAAGCUCUAAUAGAUGCCUGUCUGGAAGAGGAUGGGAAACUUUAUCUAUGUGUAUCAAGUCCCACUAUCAAGGACAAACCAGUAAGUAAAUCAACAUACUACCUUUUUAAAAUACCGUAUUUUUUGCACCAUAACACUCACUUUUUUCCUCCUAGAAAGUAAGGGGAAAUGUCUGUGCGUGUUAUGGAGGGAAUGCCUAUGGGUGGCAUGCCUACGGAUUUUCCUCCUCUAAAAACUACGUGCGUGUUAUGGUCGGGUGCGUGUUAUAGAGCGAAAAAUACGGUACAUAUAUAUAUAUAUAUACAUAUAUAUAUAUAUAUAUAUAUAGCUGAAAGUAUAUAUAUAUAUAUAUAUAUAUAUAUAUAUAUAUAUAUAUAGCUGAAAGUCAACUACUGUUGUGCAAAAAUGGCUGUCUCUGUCCUGUUAUUUUGUCUGUUAUACUGGCAUAUUGCUGUAGCAUAUAUUGACCAUGUUAAACUUCACUAAAUGUCAGAACAAUUUAGCAUUCAAAAGUCUUUCCUUUGAGAUUGUAUAACAGAUUAAUGCCCUGGUCCAACAAACUGAUCCAUGUACGGGAGCUCUAGUGAGCACACAAAGCAGCUUUAUCACGCGUGUUAAUGUACUCUUUAUGUGCAUCCCUUUCCAUGUGCUGGUUAGCUCCUUUCAUUUGAAAUGUAGAUACUCCAAUGUAAAAGAAAUUAUGUGCAAGAGUAUAUGGCUCUUUUGACUGGGUUGUGAGUCAGUUUGUGUAUGGGAUGUUUCAGCUUGCAAAUAACGAUUAACCUUAUUUUGCUUAAGUUCCAUUGCUGCAGACAUAACAGUACUGAAUUCUGUACAGUUGAAGGCAAUCUAGCAGUACUGCAUUGAAGUAAAAUAUCACAAGUGAAUGAUAUGUCAUGGUGUAAGGCAGUGUAUAGGUAAAACACAUGAGCUGAUUUUUCUUCUUAAUAGCAUCAUUCAGUCUUAAUAUAUAGUCUAACAUUAGUGAACAGGCUUUUGGUUUGUGUGUGCUCCUGCCACCACCCCCAUAAGUAUGAUCACAGUGAGACUUUUGCUUCCAUUUUUUAAAAGCCAUGGUUAUUUGUAUCUGAACCUAGACAAACUGACUUGUCUUGUUUGCCUAAACCAUAGUUCAAAUAAAACUACUUAUGAUCUUGAUUUGUUUUGCAAAAUUAUAGUUCAGUUUCAGGUUUGGACCUAAUGAUGAACCAGGGUUAAUUGAAAAAAGAAGUGAAAGGUGUACAUAAGCCUGAGUCUCAUUUGUAUAAUGCAAAACUGUGUCUGAACCAGAUUGACGUUAAUUACCUAGUAUGCAAAUUGGGAAUUAUUCCAAAAUUCUCUCAGGUGUAUUUGCCGCUAUUCACGAACUGAUGUGGAGCAACCCCAUCACUGUGGCUAAAUGGGAGAAGUAAAAUACGAACUAGGGAUCAAUGUUUGAUUCUGAGGAGAAACUAACUCGCCCUAUUUCCCUCCUUUUAAAAUGGGGUAAGGAUUGUAUGAGUAGAAAGAAGGUCUUCAGGGGAACUUGGUUUUGGCAUGAAUGAAGGUGUGGUGAUGAGAGUGCUCUCAGCAGAGAAUUUUAAAACAAACCAAACAGGUAUUAGAAUAUUUUAAAAUUCUGACUUGAUAAAAAAUGCAUAGAUGUGACAAAUUCAGAUAUUAUAAACACCUUCUCCAAGUUCACAUGGCUUUGUAAGGCUUAUGAAAAUGACUUUUUUGUUGAUUGCUUGGUUCAAAACAAUUCAAAGACUUUGUCCCAAAUUCAGCCAUCUGGCUUCUUAAAUGGACAGCGUAAAUGCUUUCGGUUUGGGCAAUCCUCUUAGCCUAAGCAAAGGAAUUAAGUUCACUACCAACCACCUUUUCUUCUGUUUUCAGAAUGUAUGAAAUGCUUAUUAAAUGAAUCUUGGCCUGUAUUCUACUGUGUGAUUGUGUAUUAAAAGAAGCAAAUAGGAGGAAAUGCUGUAGAUUUAUGUGAAAAAAUAUUGCUCAACCUUAUUUCUAGAGGCAGUAAAUAAAAUAGUAAAUUACCAUAAUUAAUAUUAAAUUCAGAGACUGUGUAUGUGGCAUUUAACUGAAUUUAUACUCAUUAUGGAAGAAAUACAACUGAGACUUUUUGCAUGAAAUGAUUUCCUUUUAUUACGUUUAUAAGAGAUAUGAGUGAGCAGACUAGAUUUUUAUGUACGAAGCAAAUAUUUUCUUCGGCAACAUUGUUAAAAUAACAUAUACAUAUCUUGUUCUUAUACUGCAUUUUAUCUCUGCAAGAAGCUCUGUAUGUGCUGCUCACCAGUUUACUAACCCCUAACAAUGUUCCAUUCAGUGAUGAACACCCUGAUUUUAAGUUUACACAACGUUUUUCGCUGGCAAGUCAAAUUAGCAUGAUUUGCUAUGCCUGGAUGGAACCCAAGAGUUGACUGGAUACCAUGCUUUUUAUUUUAUUUUUGGUCAGUUUAGCUGUCACAUGUAAGACAACCAGUGUUUGGGAAUAUCUGAAUACAGUAUUUGAAAUCUAGAUGAUGUAUUUGGGAAUCCUAAUGGAGGUUUUCUAGCUUACUUUGUACCUGCAAUAUUAACAGGCCAGUUUGAUAGACAAAGGUGGUAGUGAGCACCAAGGAGAUACAGCACUGGUUAGGGGCAAGCCUGCUGCCUGCAUUCUUUUUGCAUAGCUGCAGAAGUUGAUGCUUUUAUGAUGGUGCUUCAGUGCAGCAUAUCUGUUCUGAUAAAUUCUAGAACAUCCCAUCUUCAUUGAUUUGUAUUUAUAUGGAAUUAACUUUGGUUAUACUGCUAACUAUUAGAAAUGGGAAAGGAUUAAAGUUGUCCCUUGACUUUUGUUGCUUUCAAAAUAGAAGUUUAAAAUGAAGCUAAUCUUUUGGCUUUUUCAGGUGCAAAUUCGACCUUGGAACUUAAGUGACAGUGACUUUGUAAUGGAUGGCUCUCAACCUUUAGACCCCAGAAAAACUAUUUUUGUUGGAGGAGUCCCACGACCCCUCAGAGCUGGUGAGUGAAUAUGUUUAAUGGUUACCAAAACCAUGACCAACGAAAUGUUUAAGGAAUGAUGCAGUAAUAGUCUCUAGAGCUUUUCAUUAUAUUUCAAAUUGGCAAGGACUUCGAUGUGUUUUUCCCCCUUAAGCAGCAAGAUUAAAGAACAAACUACAUAUUAUACAGUAUUAUGUCAGUCUAACGAACUGUCUUCAUUAAAUGUUUCUUGAAAAACCACUUGUGUUGAGAUACUGACUGCUCUGCAUUUUAAACAGUGAAAUAUAAAACAAUUCAUUUUAAAAGUGUAAUCAGUUGACUGUCAUAGAUAGGUAACUGGUAAGAACUUGUUUACAUUUCUGGUAUUCCGUUUGUCUUGGUUUAUGAAGUUUGUUUUCUGUUGCAUUUGGCUUUGUUUGCUUUUUUAGGAUUUUUGCCUUUUACACGGUCAAUCAUUUCCAUUUACUGUUUUAGAUUACUUGGGGCUAUAACUAUCAAGAAUUUUGGUUUUUUAUAUAUGUAGACUAGUCACAAAUUUGCGGGAGGCAGUGGAAAACAGGAGUGCCUGGCGUGCUCUGGUCCAUGGGGUCACCAAGAGCUGGGCACGACUAAAAAACUAAACAACAAGAAGUCACAAAUUAGCUACUGGAAGUUGAAUGAAUGUAUAGGUCUUUUAUAGUUUAAUAUUCUUUUACAGUUGAACUAGCAAUGAUUAUGGAUCGUUUGUAUGGAGGAGUCUGCUAUGCUGGCAUUGAUACGGACCCAGAGCUGAAAUACCCAAAAGGUGCUGGUAGAGUGGCUUUCUCCAAUCAGCAGAGCUAUAUUGCUGCUAUAAGUGCUCGCUUUGUCCAGCUCCAACACAAUGACAUUGAUAAACGGGUAAGCAAAAUGCCACAUGACUGAUUGACACGGCUGACAAUUUGUGCAGGCAUCUUUAGUGGGCUCAAAUCAUUUGCCCAUCUUAUCCACCACUGUCUCCUCCGACUAAAAUUUGCUCUCAAGAAUCUUGGGCUGUGGCCUUUUCAAGUCCUACUUGAGGAGAUCUUUUAACUGGAGAUACCAAGGAAUCUUCUUUAUGUAAUGCAUGACCUCCCCAGCAGCGCUACGAGCCCUCCCAUGAGUUUGUGAUUGAUCACUGUUUUAAUGUCUGUUUUAAUGGCCAAAAUUUAGUGUUUACUAGAUUUUAAAAUGUAAAUUCUUUCCAAUCUCAAAUGGGUUUCAAUAACAGUGUGCAAAAUCAAUAUUGUCUUCAUAAGUGAAGACAUAGUACAAUUUCCUUGUUACUUUUUUCUGUAAUAUACUUUUGGAUAUAACACUUGGGCUGGAAAAUACACUAGACAGUAGUUGGGCAACAGUACUGUGGUUAAAUAUGGGAAGGUGGAAGAAUAGCAGAAAUUCAAAAAUAUGUGAGGUCAAAGCAACAAUACCCUUUCCUUUGAAAUUGAUUUCCUUCAUAGUCUUAAUUCAUCCCACAGCAAAAACUGCUGCUUUUGGUAUGAUUUUAACAAAAAUUGUUGUGAAAACGGCACACGUAUUUUUCUUCAGGCUUGACCUUAUUUACAUAGAAAUGUAUUUUUUAUGAAAUAAAAUAGGGAAUGUGAAAAAAAAAUCCAAAGAUUAUAUAUUUUUAAAGCUCUGAUUGAAUAUCCAAAUAGCACUGCCACCCCACCCAGGAGAGAGCAAACUCUCUAGACUUAGGGAAAAAAAACCCCACUUAGAUUUUAAUGAGAAGUAUGUAAGCAUGUUCCAUUGAAACCAGUGAGAUAUAAGUAUGCUUAACUUUGGCUGACUCAUAUCCUUACAGAUUUAUAAUUUUUAAGUGUGAUAAAUCUGAUAGGGCUUAAUCUAUAAAGCCAUUAAUUCUUGCAUGACUGGAACCAUCAGUGUUAAUCCUGAGUCAUGCUGUCGCUUUGGCUCAAAUGCUGAGCUCAGAAUAUAAUUACCUUGACACUGAAUCAUUAUAGACUUAUUUUGGCAAUAGCAUCUAAUGUUAUGAAAAGAAAAAUGGGACAGGACAAGAAAGACAAGGCUUUUUCUACUCUGAUCACUUUUUCCAGUGAUCAUGACAAGUUAAUGUUUUAAUGUGGUUGUUUUAUUGGGCUUGAAGCUCUAUGUUUAGGUCAGUAGCACUGUCUAGUACUUUAAACUUGAUCUUAAUAUAAAGGAGAUCCUAAACAUUUGCUAUUGUAAUAGGAGUGGGGUGCUAUUAAUACGUCAAAAGGAUUUAAAAGAGCAGAUUUUGAAAACAUUAGACUUUUAUGCUGAUAUAUGAAGGCUCAUUCAUGGGUUACGUAAUGAUGCAAAUGGAAGUUCCAGCAAAUGCUUUGAAGCAUAGCAGAUUCCCUAGGUCGUUGAUGACUGACAUUGUCAGUGACUUCUAUUUCCUUCCUCCUCCCGCAGUUUUCCUCCCCAAACUUCUCUCAUGUUCGGUGCAGUUCUCCAAACGCUGUGGGAGAGCUUUGGCCAGGAAAUAACGAGGGUUAGUUUUCGUAAGGUUUCUGGGUAGACUUGCUCUAUCUAAAAUUGGAACUGAGAAUUUUGAUACUAUUAACCUGGAAGGUUAAGUUAAUAGUAACAAAACGAGGACACAUUCUUGCUGCUCUUGCCUGAGGCUUGUCUUGCAAUAUGGGUGUCCAUGUGGAGGUGGCAAUUGUCCCAUCUCUAGUCCUGAUUCCCAUCUUUAAGUUUACUUUGCCCCCACCCCAGAAAAACUCCUGUGGACACCCAUGAUGGUAAUGUACAACGGUGGGAGCUCUGACAGAUCACUUUAUAAACCCAUGCACUUCUGUGAUGUGACAAGUUGUAGCAGCCAGAAGCACCACAUUGUCUCUGAUACUGAAAAGCUAACUAGAGUGUGUUGUUACUGGCUAUUCUGGCAAGUUUAUAUACUAUACAGGUUUGUCCUGCAUUCAGAUGAAUGAGAUGAAUUCACAGAGCCUUCUUUAUAUUUUGAGUUAUUUUGUGUUUCUCCUCCCCUUCUGUAGGUGGAAGUGAAGCCAUAUGUGCUUGAUGAUCAGAUGUGUGAUGAAUGCCAGGGCACUCGCUGUGGUGGAAAAUUUGCUCCAUUUUUCUGUGCCAAUGUUACCUGCUUGCAGUAUUACUGUGAAUACUGUUGGGCCAGCAUUCACUCUCGUGCUGGGCGAGAGUUCCACAAACCACUCGUGAAGGAAGGGGGGGAUCGGCCACGCCACGUUCCGUUCCGUUGGAGCUGAAGUCUGGGCCUAAAUCCAGCAGCAAAGAAGUACCGGAACUGAAGAAAUUGAAGGGAGAAGAGAGUGCUGCCUCAGGGCUUUAGUGUUCUGGAAAUCUGUGCAUUCAUCCUUUACUUUAAUGAAGAGAUGGGUCUUUUUAUUACGAUUACUAUUAUUAUGAUAAUGAUUAUGAUUAUUUACAGUCACAUUACUGAACUCUGUGUCCAGUAUAAUACAAGCCUAGCAGAGUGUAACUAUACUGAUUUUGCACUUUGAUUCACACAAACAUCUGCUUGGUACCUUAAUUUCUUACACGAGACUUGUCAUGUCUGACAAUAAGUAGACUGCCAUUCUCAUCAGCCUUUACUGAGUUGGUGUGUAUGUGAGAAAGACUUUUAAAAUUAUAAUUUUAUUUUAAAACUGGAGCAUGCACUUAUUUUCAGAAACUUAUAGACUUGCCCCUAGCAGAUGACUUACCAAAGGUAACACUCACAAGUAGGUAGGUGGCAGAUGUAGCAAAAACUUAAAAUGGAUAUUCAGCAAUCAUUAGUUUGGGUCAUUUAGCAUAGGAAUAACCCUGAAAAGCCUUUAGUUGCUCUCCAUUUUUACUGGUAAGGUUGAUACCUCAUAAGCUGGAUCACAUUUUCUCCACCCCCACCCCUUUUCGUUUUGCUGAGGGUUUCCUAUUUGGUUAGGUCUUUUAGUGUUACGUAAAUGUAUGCUGCAAUAGCUUUUGCUGCUAUUAAGAUGGUAUUACUAAUACCACAAUACUCUAUUCAAGCUAGGGUAUCUAUCAGUUUAAAAGAUGAUUAUAUGAUUUAAAACCGUGAUGGCUGCUGAAAGGAGAUCUGUAUAGCUUCCAAGGAAGGUCAAUAGUUUUGACUGCAUGUUUACUUAAAUCAGGUUGCUGCAUGCAAUAAAUUUUUUUUAUAUAUGUCUCAUAUGAAAAUCUGCCCACAAUGCACCAAUUAAGGAUUUAUAUAGACUACAAAGUACUUGUUAUUCAAAACAAAACAAAACCCACACACAGACUUAGCACACCAGGCACAAAUUACUGACUGGAGGAAGGCAUGCCUCAGUAAAUGUAAAUGCUUCUGAAAUUAGGAUCAGCCCUUUGCAGUAUGACCUAUAUUACAACAAAUAUUUUUUUAAAAAACUAGAUGUAGAAUAUCCUUAAAACAAAUUUCUGAAUGAUAGACGAAGUACUUUGCGGUGCUCUGUUAUAUAUUGUGCAAUUUAUUUUAUAUAGUAAAAGUGAUUAUGUCUAGUACUGUGAUCAAACUUAACUGUUUAAGCCUCUAUAUCUAACGUUCAAUCACUUCUGAAAGAUACGGAUACAUAUGCACACUCACAAAAUUAAUUAUGAGCUCUUUAAUUACAAUCUCAUAAAUGCUUGCACCAUUUAUGUAGCUGCAGCCCUUGUCCAGAAAACCAAAGAGCUCAUGGCAGUGUAUGUACACUACUAACAUCACUAAUAGGCUGAUAAACUAGGCACAUUUUAUGAAAGGUAGUGGGGAAGUGGUGCUAAAGAAAUGUCUGCAUACAAAAGUUAACUUGCAAGAUGUCUACUCUCUGGGUGUGACAUUUAAUUUCUUGAACCCUGGAUGUAUCCUGUGAAGCUUGAAUAUAUUUGAGAUCUACUUUAUAACAGUGGACAUUUUUUUAGCAUGUAUUCUGGGCGUGCAAGACAAACACAUAAGCACACAUUAGUGUGCGAACUAUAAGAAAGUGAGGACGUGUACACUAUUCUUCUGCGUUUUUUGUGAGUUCCCUUCUCCACCCCCCACCCCCCUGGGAGUUCUGGGGACAAUCUGACUGGAUCUGGCACCGCAUAGUAGAUUUAAAUGUUACGGAUUUUGUGUGUUGUGAUGGCCUUGUUAAUGUCUAACUUUGUACGUUUUUCUUUCAAUGUUUAGUUGCAAUUACUGGCUCUGAAAGAAACUUUGUGUUUAGAAAAAUAGUUUUUUACUGGUUUAAAAACAAAACAAAACCAUUCGUAGUAUCCCUUCACGUUUUCUUCUGGGCAUUUUUGUGAUAUUGCUUUAUCCAGCCCAGCUGUCUUUUUUCUUCUGUUUGGGGUUUUCUUUUCUUUUCAUCUAUACAAGAUUUGUUAUGCACUACUUUUUGUAUCUAGACAGUUUUCAAUAGUUGGCAGAUUAUUCUUUUUUAAAAGAAAAAGGCAUGCUUUCUGACUGACAUGAUCUUUUGCAAUACCUCAAUUUUGAAAUAUAGGAAAGAAAAUAUUUUCUAAGUAAGUUUAUUCAGAAAAAUAUAUAUAUUAAUUUAAUUCUGCGAGGAAAUGAUUUAACAGAUGGGUAACUUUAUUUUUUUCAUGCUUAUUUGCGUUUUUGAAAAUGAAGAAGUUAGAGCUUUAUAACUGUAAUAUUGAAGAUCAUAGCUAAUCUACAGAAGUCUACCUAAUUAUGUGAAACAAUAAUACACAGUUUUGAAGAAAUAUCCCUCUCUCAUUGUACAAACACCCCGGAAAGAAAGGAGGGAAAGAGCAAGAAAAAGAGAUGCUGGAAGUUAUAUAAGUAAUAACAUGAAAACAAGAACACAGCAACGAAAGGUGUAAAAAAAACUGCAUUUGGUGCUGGAAGUUGUGAAUAGAAGGUGAAAAAAUAUUUUUCCCUUAAUUUGUAUAUUUAUAAUCAAGCAAUUAUGCACGACUGACCAGAAUUGUGAGAGUUCUUCUGUUUGUAUUUUUUUAAAGAUACUUUUUUAGUUUAUUAAAUUAUAACAUGGUCCCUUUUUGUUUUGUAAAUGAAUGUGCCCCCUAAGUUGUUAAUAUGUUAUAUUAUUAUGAGAGGGUCCUUCAAGAAAAGAAGUUAUUUUUUAAAAUAAGGUGUUCUGAACUGCAACUUGACUAAGAAGUCCCUGGGUACAACAGGUCCUCUUGUGGCCUUCUCUUGAUGUGAGACUUGAACUAGUCGAUUUUUUUUGAAGGCAACUUAACCUCGACUAUUUGUUGUUAUGUGCAAUACUGUUUGUACUGUUUGUAUAAAAAAAAGAAAAAAGAAAAGAAAAAAGGCAUAAAUCUUUAUUGCAGAUUUAUUUUCAUUGCAAACUUUAGACAUUGUGAUUCACUAAGAUCAUUUUUCUACUGUCAAAUAUGUACCUUUUCUUCAUGCUGGUAUUUUUUCAAUAGUAAUGUAGCCUUUGUACUGAGACAAAUUUUCAUUGUUAUUUUUAGAAAGAUUUUUUGCUAAGAGAAAUUUAAACAUUGACAUAUUUUUCAUUUUUAUUUCAGAUUUUCUUUAAGGAGUGCUUUCUCAACCAUUAAUAUAGUUGUUUCUGGGAGAGACUUUCAUAUCUGGUCAAUGUCAUUAAUAUUAUUUUGUAUUUUUACUUGGAAUAAAUUAAUUUUAUGAUGCUAAUUCUUUAAAAGUUUAUUUUUUUCAUUUUCAGUUAUUUUUGAAGCUAAGAAAAAACCUUUGUAAUAUUGUUACUAAAAGUGUCUAGUUUUUUGAAAUGCAAAGCUUUAUGUAUUAACUCGCUGUUGUGGUUUACAAUGGUGUGAAAAUGGUUGGAUAUGUAAAAUGAUUGAAAAACUGUAAUGAAUAAUUGGGCAAUAAAAUUACAGAAUGAAGCAGGAAAAUGAUGUGAUAUUUUUGAGAAGCCUUUUUUUCCUUUGUCAGAAUGAUUUAGGAAGAUAUUAGGGAUGUCACAGUACCAGUUCGCUGUCUAGAUUUAUACAACACCAAUGCUGAUAAAACACUAUUGCUGUUGUAAUUAACUCCAAUCUACAAAAAUAACAGGCUUACAGCCAUGGCUGUUUAGUGUAAUGCAAAUUUGCUCCCCCCCCCCCCCCCAUUAGCAUAGGCCCAGUCAGCAUUCCUGCAAGUGCCGAAAAAACAAAUGGAGACUACACAGCAUUAAUGCUCGGUCAAUUCCCUGCCCGUCCCCCCCCCCCCCCCGCCAAUACUCUUUAUGGUCUCUUUUGGACUGUUAUUUUAAAUCUCUCCCAACAUGCUUCAGUGUGAUCUGCCAUUAUCUUAUUUAUUCCACUCGCCCCUCAUGCUGCAUUAUUCAUGCACUUCUUUAAGUGGCAACCCAGAACAAAUGGAGGAAGUUGUAUAGUAUCUGCAUAAUGUUACAGUGCAAUUACCAUACAGUGUAAUUUAUGACAUAGUUAGUGCUAAGUAAUGCAUGUGUAGCAACCGUUAUUACUAUAUAUCUCAGCACUUUUUUGAGCUUCUUGUAUAUUUAUCCCUUUGUGUUGGCCCUUUAAAAAUAAAAAAUAUCACAAGUGCAACGUCUGUUGCUGCUAUCAAAACACUGCUUCACUUUAUGUAGUUCAUCACCACCACCCUUUGCCUAUCUAAUCCUUACCUUUUUGCUGUUAUCCUGGCAGAUUUUUUUGUGCCGAUGCUAGAGGUACUAUUAUCCACCCCUUCUGAUCCUGCAAACCAAACUGGUGUUAUAUAAACAGAACAUCCAAUGGCCGUCCCUAGAUAGAUCAGUAGCCAGAUUUGAUCUAUUCUCACGCUGGCUUCUACCUAAGGGGGGUAAUUUAUUGAUCUCUUGUAGAAAUGUCUAGAGUUGGCCCAUUGUGUCCUUUUUGUAAGAAAUGUAUAGGAAAAAAAUAAAAUAGUGAGUAAAAUUUAGACUCUAUAAUUAGGUACUACUACUGGUUGGGAUGUACACAAAUUGUGCAAGUAAAAUAGAAGUGGAGGAGAAAUCUCUAAAUUUCCUGCAAAGUGGUACAAAAUGUGUUCUUAGAUUCUGCCUACACACUUGCCUUUUAGGAAGGCAGGGGCUAAAAGACAACUGUAUUACAAAUAUGCAGUCAGCAAAUAAACUUUGCUGAUUUCAUGAUCUUUGUUAGAGUAGUACAAAAAGUAUAGUGCUUUACUGGGGGAAAUCCCCCAUGUUAAUAUUUCAGUAUUGUGACAUCUCUAUUUGCAAGAUAUGAGUGAAAGAUUAGUCACAGAUUUGUAAAACAAAUAAUAAAAAAGUCUUUUGUUAAACCUGGCUUGUAUGUAGUUGCUUUUUACACCAGUUUGUAUAAUGUCAGCUUAACCUUUUUUUUAACCAGAAAACUUUUCUUCUCAAUCUCUGCUGUUGUAGUGUUUCUGUCUUACCACAGAGUAUUUUAUAUUCAUGCUGAUGGUUUGCUCUAUACCCCAAAAGGGUAGCAGAUCAGGAGCUUGUUAUGUCAUUCUGCACAUUUUAAAUUUACCUAAUAAUAACAACGUUUAGCAACAAAUAGAAAUCCAGGGUGCUAAUACGGGAUAAUCAUUUCUGCUGUUUAUUUUUUUCUGGAUGUAGCUCUGUUUGGGUAUAAAGUAUUAGGUAUUUGUAAUUUUGCUGUCAAAAUAAUGGACAUAACUUUUAGAGUGUUCACAGCUAAAACCUCUGUACUUGUUUUUUCAACUAACUAAUUUUAAAUGUACCAUAUCUUUUACUACAUGUUCUCUUAGACUGGUUUUGCUAGUAACCCUAAAAGGCUUUUACCUUUUUUUGGCUUGGACUAACGCUUUGUAUGGAACUGCAGUACUGUGACUAAACAUGGAGCUCAAUGCUGCUAUUGCUUACAACUGCUUCAACUUUGUAGUUUGGACAAUUUUUUUUUCUGUAAUAACUUAUUAAAUCUAGUUGUAUGAAGUACUGACACUUGUCAUCCUUUGCACAUUUAACAGAAAGCCAUGGGGAAAGCCUUCCUACACAUUUUACGCUUUAACACCACGCAUGCACAUUCUCUUGCCCCCUUGUUCUGUUAGUCGAAUGUCUGCUUAAUACGAAAUGUCAAUGUUUCAGGUUAAUCAGUUAAACACAUACACCUAAUAAUGUCCUUUUGCUUGUUCAGUUAGUUUAAUAGAAGUCUUAUGAAAAAGGUGGAUGCAAGCAAUCAUUUACAAAAUGGGAACUUGCCCUUGGUAGCACUUGGUAGCCACUUCUUUAAUCCUGCUAAAGCCAUAAUGCCAGUUUUACUAUAUAGUAAGCCCAAAACCCGUGCAGGGGUUAUGUUCCAGGGUUUAUGCCGAAAGCCAAAAUUGUGUACAGCGGUACCUCGGGUUGAGUACUUAAUUCGUUCUGUAGGUCCGUUCUUAACCUGAAACUGUUCUUAACCUGAAGCACCACUUUAGCUAAUGGGGCCUCCAGCUGCUGCUGCGCUGCGGGAGCACGAUUUCUGUUCUCAUCCUGAAGCAAAGUUCUUAACCUGAAGCACUAUUUCUGGGUUAGUGGAGUCUGUAACCUGAAGCGUAUGUAACCUGAAGCGUCUGUAACCCGAGGUACCACUGUAUAGUCAAAACACAUUGGAUAGCAAUAGUGUGCAUUGAGGCCUUUCAUGAUGCUUUGGAUUCAUGUGGGAAGUUUGCCCACAUGUUGUGAACUUUCACAUGGAAUCCCUCCUGAACCAGAAGCAUUCAUCUGCUGCUCUCACACAAGGGAUGGGGGUAGGCAUUAGGUGAGACUUAUUUGUUAAGCUGACACAGCUGUGAAGUGGCAUGGAAGACGCCUAUAAUUUUAAGUAGUGGUUGGGAGGGGGCUGCUCCCCCUGCCCGUUGCUGGUCCUCGGCGCCUUCUCACCCUUCUCAUCAGCUGCCUUUUUGACACGUAGCAAACACACCUAGAAUCCCAGAUGGUGGUUAAGUGAUUGUUGGGAAAAGUUGGCUCAUAAUUGGCAGUCUGCUGCUUCUUUUUUUAAAGCAUGGAGCUGUGCUUUAUCUCUCAGGACUAAAAAGGACUGAGACAUCCAGUUAAACAAGCAACACAGGUCAACCUCAAUUACAUUCUAAAGGAGAAUAUGUGAAUGCUAAUUAAUGACCCAGCAAAUGUCUUCAUAGAAGCAAUAACUAACUGAAAGUUCGCCUAUCAAACGGUGCUUCCUGAGAGCCGAACAAUAGAUGAUGCGGACAAUCCACAGUAAGUUCUGCUUCAAAGCACCACCACUGAUUUGAUUGGGAAUGUAGCACUAGAGUCAGGCCUACCCCUCCCACCCACAACACAUCACACAGCACCAUUUCGCCAGUAAAAUGGCAGAGUCAUAUAUCUACUUUUGCAAGUAAAGAACAAGAAGUUGGGAGCACUGCUUAGUUCACACAUCUCAAACCUGCUUCAGGUUCACUUCUCUUUUAAUUGGACAUACUUGCCCGUUUCCCCAAAGCUAGCAAAUUUUGAGAAUCUCAUUGUUUCAGUUGCUUUGUGUAACGUAUGAUUAUUUCUAAUCUUCCUGAACCUGCUAUCAGCUGCCUUCAGUGGAUAAACCCAAGUUCUGGCACGAGGAUGCAAUCUCUCACUGCAGCUUAUGAUUUUAUAAAUUCACAAAGCCCAGGUCUUUAGCCUUUCGUUGUACAAAAGAUCCACCAACCUUUGAUAAUUGUAGACGGCAAUUGCUCUUUUCUGUGUAUUUCCCAGCUGUAACAUGCUCCUUUUCAGCCAAGAUGGCCAGAGCUGUGUGCUGUAUUUCAUAUCUAGCUGAAAUUUGUCCCCCGACUCCCCACACCAACUUCAACAGCACACUCCCUGUGCUCAAGCUCACUGAUCCAAAAGUGGCUCUGCUCACAGCCACUUUUGAAAGCUGGGAUUCCUUGCACUUGUUUACAUCACUUUAUAUUCACAUUAAUGUUGUUAAGUUGCUUUGUCAUCCCAUCACUCCUUUUGGAGCCAUUCCACAUGUUGUUUAGAAUACAGGUAGGGAACAUGUGGCCCUACAGUUCCCAUCAUCCAUGACUGUCGGCUAGGUGGAUGGAAGCUGAUGGGACUUGGUGUCCAACAACAACCUAGAGGAUCUCAGGGUCCCCUACUCCAUGCUUGACACCAGAUUGCUUCUUGUAAAUUAAUUAGUAGCAAUCCUGAUCCAGGGGAGUCUAGAGCUUGCAUUUGUCACUAUGAAGGAAAGUAAAUGUAUUCUACCCCCAUCCACAAAAAGGUAUAUCUUGCCCCAUCACUGCUAAAUUUAUAUUGCAAAGUUGAUCAUCAGAGAGAUUAGGAUGUUCCAGUGCCAAGUGCAGCAAGUUUUGGCGUCUCUCCUUGCUUUAGCCUGCUUCCCAAUCCUGCUUUAGCUGUAGCAGUAAUACAAACACACUCUCUGUAUGUCUCCGUUACCACAUCUAAAGCAGCCUCUUAGGCUGCCUAUAAAUUUGGAUUGUGACACGAAUGCCAAGAUUCAGCCAAGCUCUUUCUAGAACAGUCCAAGAUCUCUUAACAGCUUGCGUGGCAACUUGCCAGGGGGAAGUGGAAAAGCAGGCAGGCACUGUAAACCCUGCUUUGUCAGCAACAGGACAGCAAGUGUGCAUAAAAGCUGACUAAUGCUAAUUCUCCAGCAGUGGGGGGAAAAGAGCCCCACUGGAACACUCUAGUGCAAUAAACCAACUAGCUUCUGGGAAUCUUUAGGGAGGGGUGGGGGUGGCAAAAGUCUGAGGACCAAACUACACAUGACAAGCAAAUGUGUCUUUUUGAAUUUAAUGUGCAAAAAUUCAUGUGACGGAAGGGCUACUAAUGAACAGGAUUGCAUCUGCUGCAAAGGGAAAACUCAAGCCAUUCCUUCCCUGCUGGGGUCAAGAGGGAAAUUCCCUCUUCUGCUUUGGGGGAAGAUCUGCACCACCACCCACCCUGCUCCCGCUUUGCACCAGUGAGGGAUUUCCUCCUGCUGCAAAUACUAAACAGCUUGCUCUUCUUACAGCUAUAUGUUGAGGACUGUAGACUUAUAUUUGAAUGAUGCCUCGGUUACUGGAAUGCAACAGACAGUGAAUUCUCAAAUAAUGCUCUAAAGAACAGCCUGAAAAUAAGUUCAUGCAGGAAAUUAUGUACAAGCAUUUCACUGUCAUAAAAAUAUAUACCAGUCACUCAGUGCUGAUAGCUGUCUUACAAUGGGGCAUUUAUAAUUUGCUAGCUGUGAAACUGACAUUGAUGUGCUCCUGUAAAUAUUCAGUUUGGUGUUAUUAUGAAAUAAUAAUGGUAGAAUCUUUCUGUCAAUUUUAUUUGCUUCUAUAGUGAUAUUAAAAUAUAACUUAUAAGCUUUAUUUGUUUGUUUGGUAGGUUCUAACUUUGCACAUGCUGCUUGCUUCUACAAUGUUGGUUGACAACAUUUCCCAUGAACACUGAUGCCAUUGUCUUCUUUUAAAAAAGGGAUUGUUGUAAUUCACACACUUCCACUGAUUAUUCAGUUUCCAUGAAGUUAUAAUGGAGAACUGGCAAUGUUUCAUUUAUUUUAUUUUACUCUGCUUUCUGGUACCCUCAGAAUGGUUUUAUAAUAAACCGCACCAUAUGUAGCGGCAGAUAUAAAUACUAUAAAAUUAAAAUUUGAGAGGAAACCGGGAUCAAUAAAAACAGUGUUAAAGCCCCAAACAAUGUAAACCAUAAGGUUGUGAAAUUCCACUUUGUACCUCUAUUUUUCUGAACAAAAAUUGGUAGAAAUUCAUAGAAAAUAUUAAGUCCACGACAAGUGAUGCUAUACAGAGAGAAACCACCACUAUGACAACAACAGAGCUCACCUGGGUAUCCUGAUAAGCAGAGGUGGCUGGUGCCCAAUGGGGCAGGUGGGGCAGAAGACAGGGAGCCAUAGGCAGAGCCAACUUACUCCAAUUUUGUCCCCAUCCUCCUGCUGAGUUCUACAAUGGCAAAACUG